AUGGUGCCUUGCCAGACCCACGUGAUGCUGAAGUGGCAGGAGCAUCUGAACAGCUCCUGGGCGGCGGAGGACAGCCAGACCGUUACGCGCCAGGGGGCUGCAGGACUCUACGCCAGGCUGCUACACAAUAAGGAGGUGGUGGGGGUGGCCCAGCCCGUAAUGGUAAAAGAACGUGCUCAACUCUUAUCCUCUUGCAUAUGUGAUUAUAGCCUGAGUGCCAGUCUGUUUGUGCUGUCAUACCAACCCCCCCCCCCCCCCUCUGUCACUCAUUGUCAUGUCAUGUUUGGCUUGAAAAUGACAGCAAUGGAGUAGGCAGGAGCACAGACUGAUCUGGGACCAGUUUCAAUAUAAGGAAGGUGUUCCUAAUGUUUAGUGUACUCGGUGUAUAUUCAAGUAUUUUGAAUAUACUCGGUUGCAAUUGAAGGUUUGUUUUAAUUUCAGGACCUGAUCGGCCCGCGCCUGCCAGACUUCCAGUACGAGUCCAGUGCUGCUGAGGAGAGGGAGGAGUACCUGUCGUCGUUACUCCACAGCCAGCGCUGCCUGGCCCACCGUGUGCUGGCCCGGACCCCCUACGCCCUGGGCCUGCACCACCGCCUCGUGGUCCUCCAGCGGAUCUACUACGCCCUCCACAGCAAGUACCAUGACCGCUUCCGGGCCCCUGCUCCCCCUCAGGCCAUGGCUAGCCAGGACAGCGGGGCCAUGGAGCCUGCCUCGGAGUCCUGGCUGCCUGGAGGAGCGUCCAGAGUUAAAUCAGGGACGGACGUUCUGAUAGAGAUGGGCGUACGGACAGGACUGAGUCUCCUCUUCGCCCUGCUGCAGCAGAACUGGCGGCACGCCCGCGAGGACCCCGGAGUGGCGCUGUGUAACGACGUGUUGGCUACCGCUUCCUCUGUCCUAGCCUCCCUGCCCCCUCUCUCUCUGGCCAACGAGAACAAGAUCCCGGCGGUGGGGUUGGACUGCCUGGCCCAGGUGGCGGACUUCCUGAAGAAGACAUCUGUGAGCUCUGGGAGUGGAGGUGCAGACCGGGCGGGACGCAGGCUGGCUCUGGAGCUGCUGCUGGGCCUGGCUGUGCAGAGGGGCUCCCUGAGAUUUCUGCUGGAGUGGGUGGAGGUGGCCCUGGCUGCCUCUGCUGCCUCCUGUUCCUCUAUAACGUCCUCCUGCUCCAUGGGGUCACAGCAGUUAAAGUCAGAGGGAGGAGUAGGUUAUGAUCUCAUCUAUCAAACUCUUCUUCAAAUGAGACAACACUCGGUACGUACGUUCCCUCACCUUGCCCUUCUUUUUUUCUAUUCAGGCUGUAUCUGUAUCAUCAAUAACAGCAGUGCUCAUGUUCUGCUAUUUAUAUAGAUGAUGGAUGCGUCCCAAAUGGUAUAGGGGCUCAGGUCAAAAGUAGUGUACUAUAUAGGGAAUAGGGUGCCAUUUGGGACACAUACAAUACGUAUAACCCCCUAAAGUCUAAGCCUGGGGUGGGGGGGGGGGUUCUACUAAGCUAUGGAAUUAGUUUACAAUGACCCAAGGAUCAUUUAGCAAUUUGAUUUAGAAUUUUUUAGGUAUAUAUGAAAAGAUGUAUACACUAUCGGUCAAAAGUUUUAGAACACCUACUCAUUCAAGGGUUUUUCUUUAUUUUUUAUUAUUUUCUACAUUGUAGAAUAAUAGUGAAGACAUCAAAACUAUGAAAUAACACAUAUGGACUCAUGUAGUAACCAAAAAAAGUGUUAAACAAAUCAAAAUAAUUUUAUGUUUGAGACUCUUCAAAUAGCCACCCUUUGCCUUGAUGACAGCUUUGCACACGCUUGGCAUUCUCUCAACCAGCUUCACCUGGAAUGCUUUUCCAACAGUCUUGAAGGAGUUCCCACAUAUGCUGAGCACUUGUUGGCUGCUUUUCCUUCACUCUGCGGUCCGACUCAUCCCAAACCAUCUCAAUUUGGUUGAGGUCGGGAGAUUGUGGAGGCCAGGUCAUCUGAUGCAGCGCUCCAUCACUCUCCUUCUUGGUAAAAUAGCCCUUACACAGCCUGGAGGUGUUUUGGAUCAUUGUCCUGUUGAAAAACAAAUGAUAGUCCCACUAAGCCCAAACCAGAUGGGAUGGAGUAUCACUGCAGAAUGAUGUGGUAGCCAUGCUGGUUAAGUGUGCCUUGAAUUCUAAAUAAAUCACAGACAGUAUCACCAGCAAAUCACCCCCACACCAUAACACCUCCUCCUCCGUGCUUUAUGGUGGGAAUACACAUGCAGAGAUCAUCCGUUCACCCACACCACGUCUCACAAAGACACGGCAGUUGGAAUCAAAAAUCUCCAAUUUGGACUCCAGACCAAAGGACAAAUGUCCACCUGUCUAAUGUCCAUUGCUCUUCUUUCUUGGCCCAAGCAAGUCUCUUCUUCUUAUUGGUGUCCUUUAGUAGUAGUUCUUUGCAGCAAUUCGACCAUGAAGGCCUGAUUCACACAGUCUCCUCUGAAAAGUUUGAUGUUGAGAUGUGUCUGUUACUUUGGGCUGCAAUUUCUGAGGCUGGUAACUCUAAUGAACUUAUCUUCUGCAGCAGAGGUAACUCUGGGUCUUCCAUUCCUGUGGCGGUCCUCAUGAGAGCCAGUUUCAUCAUAGCACUUGAUGGUUUUUGCGACUGCACUUGAAGAAACUUUCAAAGUUCUUGAAAUGUUCCGUAUUGACUGACCUUCAUGUCUUAAAGUAAUGAUGGACUGUCGUUUCUCUUUACUUAUUUGAGCUGUUCUUGCCAUAAUAUGGAUUUGGUAUUUUACCAAAUAGGGCUAUCUUCUGUAUACCCCCCCCACCUUGUCACAACACAACUGAUUGGCUCAAACGCAUUAAGAAGGAAAUAAAUUCUGACUGACUUUUAAGGCACACCUGUUCGUUGAAAUGCAUUCCAGGUGACUACCUCAUGAAGCUUGUUGAGAGAAUGCCAAGAGUGUGCAAAGGGUGGCUAUUUGAAGAAUCUCAAAUAUAAAAUAUAUUUUGAUUUGUUUAACACUUUUUUUGAUUACUACAUGGUUCCAUAUGGUUCCAUAUGUGAUAUGUGAUUCUACAUGAUUCCAUAUGUGUUAUUUCAUAGUUUUGAUGUCUUCACUAUUAUUCUACAAUGUAGAAAAUAGUAAAAAUAAAGAAAAACCCUUGAAUGCGUAGGUGUUCUAAAACUUUUGACUGGUAGUGUAUAUAAUAAUUUGAUAAAACAUUAAAUUUUGGCAUACUGCUAUUAGCCCAUAGAAACACAUUGAAAAACAGAUUCAUAGAUGGAAAAACAGAUUGUCAAAAUUAAAUCAAAAGGAGGUUUGCGUUGAAGUGUCUCUCCUAUACCUGAAUGAUAUCAGGAAAUGAUUUAUAUACAGUGCUUUCAGAAGGUAUUUAGACCCCUUGACUUUUUCCACAUUUUGUUAUGUUACAGCCUUAUUCUAAAAUGGAUUAAAUAAAAUAAUAUCCUCAUCAAUCUACAAACAAUAGCCCAUAAUGACAAAGCAAAAACAGGUUUUUAGAAAUUUUAGCAAAUUUAUUAAAAAAUAUAAAUAUAAAUAUUCAGACCCUUUGCUAUGAGACUCGAAAUUGAGCUCAGCUGCAUCCUGUUUCCAUUGAUCAUCCUUGAGAUGUUUCUAUAACUAACUAGAUUGGAGUCCACCUGUGGUAAAUUCAAUUGAUUGGACAUGAUUUGGAAAGGCACACACCUGUCUGUAAAAACCAAGCCAUGAAGUCGAAGGAAUUGUCAGUUGAGCUCCGAGACAGGAUUGUGUCUUGUCACAGAUCUGGGGAAGGGUACCAAAACAUUUCUGCAGCUUUGAACACAGUGGCCUCCAUUAUUCUUAAAUGGAAGAAGUUUGGAACUACCAAGACUCUUCCUAGAGCUGGCCGCCCAGCCAAACUGAGCAAUCGUGGGAGAACGGCCUUGGUCAGGAAGGUGACCAAGAACCCGAUGGUCACUCUGACAGAGCUCCAGAGUUCCUCUGUGGAGAUAACUUUCCAGAAGGACAACCAUCUCUGCAGCACUCCACCAAUCAGGCCUUUGUGGUAGAGUGGCCAGACGGAAGCCGUUCCUCAGUAAAAGGCACAUGACAGCCCGCUUGGAGUUUGCCAAAACGCACCUAAAGGACUCUCAGGCCAUGAGAAACAAGAUUCUCUGGUCUGAUGAAACCAAGAUUGAACUCUUUGGCCUGAAUGCCAAACGUCACGUCUGGAGGACACCUGGGCAACCCAUUCCCUUACGGUGAAGCAUCUGCUGUAGGGAUGUUUUUUCAGCGCAGGGACUGGGAACUAGUCAGAUCGGGGAAAAUGCAAGUACAGAUGAUCCUUGAUGAAACCUGCUCCAGAACUAGACCUCAGAUCAGGCAAGGUUCACCUCCUACAGGACAACGACCCUAGAACCCGCCAUUGCACUUGGGACAAUCUCUGUAGUGGCCAGCCACCCCUUGAACCCGAUUGACUGUCUGGAGAGACAGUGACGCUCAGCCACGCCCCCAUCCAACCUGACAGAGCUUGAGAGGAUCUGCAGAGAAGAAUGGAGAAACUCCCCAAUACAGGUGUGCCAAGCUUGUGGCGUCAUACCCAAGAAGACUCGAGGCUGUAAUCGCUGCCAAAUAUGCUUCAACAAAGUACUGAGUAAAGGGUCUGAAUACUUAUGUAAAUGUGAUAUUGAAUUUUUUUAUUUUUAGUACAUUUGUAAGAAUCUAAAACCUGUUAUUGCUUUGCCAUUAUGGGGUAUUGUGUGUAGAUUGAUUAAGGAAAAAACGAUUUAAUCCAUUUUAGAAUAAGGCUGUAACGGAACAAAACAUGGAAAUAGUCAAGGGGUCUCAAUACUUCCCGAAUGCACUGUUUUUUUUACUCAUAUUUAACCCCUUUUUUUAGGCACUAAACUACUUCCAUAUGAGUGUACAAAACAUUAGAUUUAACAAGUGGCAUCAAUAAGGGAUCAUAGCUUUCACCUGGAUUCACCUGGUCAGUCUGUCAUGGAAAGAGCAGGUGUUCUUAAUGUUUUGUCCCCUCUGUGUGUGUAUUGUGGAGGGUGUUGUGCAGCGGGUGGCAGCAUAACAUUUCUCCUCGUUUUUAAUAAUAAUAUGCCAUUUAGCAGACGCUUUUAUCCAAAGCGACUUACAGUUUUAAAUCAUAUUAACUUUUUUCAUUUGACUGUGUUUCCUGGCCUGAUGCCUGGAGCUAAAAGCCUGGUCUAUUCCUCAGUGUGGUGGUGCUGCCUUGACUGUCCACUUGAUUUACUAGUCACUUAAUCAAUAGGAAAUGUUCCACCAGAAAGCUUUUAUGUUCUGGGUGAUAAAGAACUCCACCAGUGAUUUUUCAAGUGGAUCUUGAAAUGUAGAUGGAUAUGACAGGGUGGUAGAUGUCCCAACGGACUGGUAUUGAGAUAUUAUUUAUGUGGUAUUGUUUUAUUGUCUUCCCAACAGACUGGUAUUGCGAUAAAAAUAAUGUGGUAUUGUUUUAUUGUCUUCCAAAACAGACUGGUAUUGAGAUUAUUUCAGUGGUAUUGUUUUAUGGUCUUCCCAACAGACUGGUAUUGAGAUAUUAUUUCAGUGGUAUUGUUUUACUGUCUUUUAUAUAAUUGGCAGAAGGAUAUGAGAAGUGGUAACUGAAGGAUGUCAGUUGUGAACUGUUAAGGCUUCGUUUUGUAGUAAAACAGUACCUGUACCUCUUUUUCAUGGUCCUUCGAGCUGAAUGGGAUCAAUCUUCCUUGAACACUACCCUCUAAUGUUCUGUAAUUGUCCUUGAACGCUACCCUCUAAUGUUCUGUAAUUGUCCUGGAACAGUAGCCUCUAAUGUUCUGUAAUUGUCCUUGAACGCUACCCUCUAAUGUUCUGUUAUUGUCCUUGAACACUACCUUCUAAUGUUCUGUUAAUGUCCUUGAACACUACCUUCUAAUGUUCUGUUAAUGUCCUUGAACACUACCUUCUAAUGUUCUGUUUUAAUUCCCUCAGGGUUUCCGUGGAGACCCUCUCAAUACUCAGGCCCUGAAGAAGGAUGCCGAUGGACUCUGCAGUCUCUCCCACGUUGCUCUCUGCCUGUUUGAAGAGGUUGGUUGGACUAAAGCAAUUAGGAAUAUCUGUGUUUUCUAGGUCUGGAUCUGAAUGAUGACUGACAGCGUAAAGCUAUGGCAGCACUGUAUUCAAAACGGUUCAAUAAACUUAAUUCAUCCCCCGAGGGGUUAUUAUUUCUGUCAGGUAUACUGUAGGAUACGGCUCAAAAGACAAACAUACAGUAACACUUACUAAAUAUUUUACAUCAAGCAAGACAGACUGUUUAUCUGUGUUUUUUCUAGUUUACCAUUGACAGAUUAAAGACACUGCAGCACUUUAUGUAAAUGUCCUUCCUUUCCCCAUCAGAUCUGUAACCUGGCGUCCAACUGCCUGUGUUCGUGCAGCGCUGGCUCAGCCACCCCUGGUGGAGUGGAGAACGAUGCGGUCAUGGUGUAUGUGUGGGGCAGCAACAGCUCUCACCAGCUGGCUGAGGGCACCUUGGAGAAGAUCCUACAGCCCAAACUGGCGCAGGGCUUCAGCGACGCUCAAAUGGUACGCUACGACCCAUGUCUAGCCUCAUUCACACUGUAGGGCCAAAUAACACCCAAACCAAGCCGAGCUGUACUGGGCCUGGUGCCUGGUUACGCAUCCACCAUAGUUGCUGGAACUUUGCUGGAAAGGAAAAAUGAAAAAUAUUUGAGCCUGCUCCGUACGGUUCAGGUGGGCCCUCUAGUGUGAAUCAGGCAUCUGUCUGACAUAGUGGGCUGAAAUCUGUUCUGUCAGCUCAGAGUCGUAGUAUACACUUGCCAAGCGUAUAUUAAAAACACAGCUUCCUCUGUCUCCUUGAUCAGCUCACGGAAACAGGACAAUAAGUUGAUUACUUGCAGCUAAAAUGCAUUUGAAUGAAUCAGAAAUAAUGCCAUAAAUGUCAUGUCCAGUUUGAGAUGAUCAGUUCUGUUGAAUGACAUGUUUUCUCUUUCAACUUCUUCUUUCCUCCUUUCUAGAUUGAAGCGGGCCAGUACUGCACGUUCUCUGUGUCUGCGGAUGGCUCAGUGAAGGCUUGUGGGAAGGGCAGCUAUGGGCGGCUGGGUCUGGGGGACUCCAACAACCAGUCCAUGCCCAAGAAGCUCGUCCUGGAGCCCCCGAGGAACAUGCGCAAGGUAAAAGACUCACCACAACGUUGGCCCUGUUGGGUGUUGAUGAACUCUGGAGAUUCAACAUGUAGAAUCGUUGGGAAAUGUACAGAACGUGACAGUCGACGUUCUGUGGUCAGAGGCGAUAGGCCACCUGCUGAUUUCUGAAGUGUUUUGUUCUUUAGGUUUCCUCGUCCAAGGGCUCUGAUGGCCACACCCUGGCUGUCACGGGGGAGGGAGAGGUCUUCAGCUGGGGCGACGGAGACUAUGGGAAGCUGGGACAUGGAAACAGUGCCACUCAGAAAUACCCCAAGAUAAUACAAGGACCUCUGCUGGGCAAAGUAAGCCUGCGGUGGAGACUGACCCGUGCUCAUUGUGUGUUAGGGUUGAAGUAGCCUCGUGGUACAAGAUGUUCCCACGGGGGGGCAGUAUAAAAAAUAUGUAUUCACUAACUGUAAGUCGCUCUGGAUAAGAGCGUCUGCUAAAUGACUAAAAUGUAAAUGUAAAUGUCACAACGUAGUUUCGUUUGAGAAUCAGCUUGAAUCGGUUUUCUGGAAACGAGGCUAGGAUGAAAGCAUGCAUUUUUAUUGAAUACCCAAAAAGAAAACUACUGCCCACUUUUCAUAUGAUUCCUCAAUGUUUUCUACUUUCAGGUUGUGGUGUGUGUGUCUGCUGGCUACAGACACAGUGCUGCUGUAACCAACGAUGGAGAGCUGUACACCUGGGGAGAAGGGGACUUCGGCAGACUGGGUAGAGUUCCUUUUCUUUUCAUUUCAAACCUCCACUCAAAAGAACAAACAUUGUAUGGAAUUGACACAGCAAGCCAAUUAAAUAACAUCAUCAUUCGACAGACAGAGUGACUUUCAGUGACUUCUAGAUGUAUUGGAAAACUGCUUUAGAAAUUAAAUGUAUGAUUAUAAUUAUCAGACAAGUAAAAGGGAUGAUGAACGAUGACGAUCUCCCUCCCUGUCACCAGGCCACAGUGACAGCCACAGUCAUUACGAUCUUUCUCUGUAUCUCCAGGCCACAGUGACAGCCAUAGUCGUAACGUGCCUACGCUGGUGAAGGACAUCAGUGGCGUGGGUCAGGCGGCCUGUGGUAGUUCUCACACCAUGGCUGUGGCUCAGGACGGACGCAUGGUGUGGUCUUUCGGAGGGGGAGAUAACGGUAUGAUACAGAGAUGAUAAUGUCCUUCUGAGGGGGAGAUAACGGUAUGAUACAGAGAUGAUAAUGUCCUUCUGAGGGGGAGAUAACGGUUUGGUACAGAGAUGAUAAUGUCCUUCUGAGGGGGAGAUAACGGUUUGGUACAGAGAUGAUAAUGUCCUUCUGAGGGGGAGAUAAUGGUUUGGUACAGAGAUGAUAAUGUCCUUCUGAGGGGGAGAUAACGGUAUGAUACAGAGAUGAUAAUGUCCUUCUGAGGGGGAGAUAACGGUUUGGUACAGAGAUGAUAAUGUCCUUCUGAGGGGGAUAUAACGGUUUUGGGACAGAGAUGAUAAUGUCCUUCUGAGGGGGAGAUAACGGUAUGAUACAGAGAUGAUAAUGUCCUUCUGAGGGGGAAUAACGGUUUAGUACGAGAUGAUAAUGUCCUUCUGAGGGGGAAUAACGGUAUGAUACAAGAGAUAUAAUGUCCUUCUGAGGGGGAGAUAACGGUAUGAUACAGAGAUGAUAAUGUCCUUCUGAGGGGGAAUAACGUUGAUUAAGAUAGAAUGUCCUCUGAGGGGGAUAACGGUUUGGUACCCGAGAUGAUAAAGUCCUUCUGAGGGGAAGAUCAACGGUAUGAGACAAGAUGAUAAUGUCUUCUGAGGGGGAGAUAACGGUUUGGUACAGAGAUGAUAAGUCCUUCGGGGGGGAUAACGGUAUCAUACAGAGAUGAUAAUGUCCUCUAGGAUACAGAGAUGAUAAUGUCCCUGGGCUGGUCCACUCACUUAUACAGUAUAUGACAUUUCACUUAAUCUCUCCUCUAAAUACCAGACACUAACAGAACACCUUAUUAAAAUACUCAUAUUUUAUUUAACCUUUAUUUAACUCUUAACAUGCAUUCUUCCUUCCUCCAUUCCACACUGAUCCGUCUGUCUGUUACAGUAGCUAUGGUCAUGGUUAGUCUGGGCGCCAAACAACAAUGGCAUUGGAGUAGGCAAAAGCACAAACUGAUCUGGGACCAGGCUACCACGUGGUUCAGUAUGUCUGAUUUUGCUGUGUUUGUGUGGCAGGUAAACUGGGUCAUGGGGACACUAACCGUGUGUACCGGCCCAAGGUGAUCGAAGCACUGCAUGGGUUCAUCAUCAGGAAGGUGUGUGCUGGGAGCCAGUCAUCUCUGGCUCUGACCUCUGCUGGACAGGUACGGUACUGUAACAUACAUACAUACAUACAGUGGGGAGAACAAGUAUUUGAUACACUGCCGAUUUUGCAGGUUUUCCUACUUACAAAGCAUGUAGAGGUCUGUCAUUUUUAUCAUAGGUACACUUCAACUGUGAGAGACGGAAUCUAAAACAAAAAUCCAGAAAAUCACAUUGUAUAGUAAUUGUUAAGUAAUUAAUUUGCAUUUUAUUACAUGACAUAAGUAUUUGAUCACCUACCAACCAGUAAGAAUUCCGGCUCUCACAGACCUGUUAGUUUUUCUUUAAGAAGCCCUCCUGUUCUCCACUCAUUACCUGUAUUAACUGCACCUGUUUGAACUCGUUACCUGUAUAAAAGACACCUGUCCACACACUCAAUCAAAGACUCCAACCUCUCCACAAUGGCCAAGACCAGAGAGCUGUGUAAGGACAUCAGGGAUAAAAUUGUAGACCAGCACAAGGCUGGGAUGGGCUACAGGACAAUAGGCAAACAGCUUGGUGAGAAGGCAACAACUGUUGGCGCAAUUAUUAGAAAAUGGAAGAAGUUCAAGAUGACGGUCAAUCACCCUCGGUCUGGGGCUCAAUGCAAGAUCUCACCUCAUGGGGCAUCAAUGAUCAUGAGGAAGGUGAGGGAUCAGCCCAGAACUACACUGCAGGACCUGGUCAAUGACCUGAAGAGAGCUGGGACCACAGUUUCAAAGAAAACCAUUAGUAACACACUACGCCGUCAUGGAUUAAAAUCUUGCAGUGUACGCAAGGUCCCCCUGCUCAUGCCAGCGCAUGUACAGGCCCGUCUGAAGUUUGCCAAUGACCAUCUGGAUGAUCCAGAGGAGGAAUGGGAGAAGGUCAUGUGGUCUGAUGAGACAAAAAUAUAGCUUUUUGGUCUAAACUCCACUCACCGUGUUUGGGGGAAGAAGAAGGAUGAGUACAACCCCAAGAACACCAUCCCAACUGUGAAGCAUGGAGGUGGAAACAUCAUUCUUUGGGGAUGCUUUUCUGCAAAGGGGACAGGACGACUGCACCGUAUUGAGGGGAGGAUGGAUGGGGCCAUGUAUCGCGAGAUCUUGGCCAACAACCUCCUUCCCUCAGUAAGAGCAUUGAAGAUGGGUCGUGGCUGGUUCUUCCAGCAUGACAACGACCCGAAACACACAGCCAGGGCAACUAAGGAGUGGCUCCGUAAGAAGCAUCUCAAGGUCCUGGAGUGGCCUAGCCAGUCUCCAGACCUGAACCCAAUAGAAAAUCUUUGGAGGGAGCUGAAAGUCCGUAUUGCCCAGCGACAGCCCCGAAACCUGAAGGAUCUGGAGAAGGUCUGUAUGGAGGAGUGGGCCAAAAUCCCUGCUGCAGUGUGUGCAAACCUGGUCAAGACCUACAGGAAACAUAUGAUCUCUGUAAUUGCAAACAAAGGUUUCUGUACCAAAUAUUAAGUUCUGCUUUUCUGAUGUAUCAAAUAAUUAUGUCAUGCAAUAAAAUGCAAAUGAAUUACUUAAAAAUCAUACAAUGUGAUUUUCUGGAUUUUUGUCUCUCACAGUUGAAGUGUACCUAUGAUAAAAAUUACAGACCUCUACAUGCUUUGUAAGUAGGAAAACCUGCAAAAUCGGCAGUGUAUCAAACAUUUGUUCUCCCCACUGUACAUACACACACACACACACACACUAGUUCAAGUGUUCUGAACAUGUUAUUACUGCUUAUCCUGCUACAGUAUGUCAGCUUUAAACCAGCUAAAUAAACACCGCACUAUGUCAAAUACGAACAUGCAUUUGACAUGAACACAUUCUGUCUUUAUUUUCUCAUGCAAAAUCACAGCUAAAGGCCUCGUGGUCAGUUCGUCUACUGUUCCUGAACCCUGAUCUCAUUGUUCCUCCUCCUGUCCCUCUCAGGUAUUUGCGUGGGGCUGUGGUUCGUGUUUGGGCUGCGGCUCCUCUGAAACCACGUCUCUGAGACCCAGGUUCAUCGAAGAGCUCAGUGUGACCAAGAUUAUUGAUAUCUCCUGUGGGGACAGCCACUGUCUGGCUCUGUCCCAUGGUGAGAGACGUAACAGAUGGUCGUGUUUUGUAAAAAGUUCUUCAUGGGUCUACAGUGACGCUGUACAAUGACAGCACUAAAUCAGAUUUAGAUUUAGCCCACUAUCCAGCCUCUUCGUCAUAAGGAUCCAGUAAAUAGAGACAUAGCAUGUUAUAAACUUUAUUAUAACACAUUGUAAAGCCUCAUAACAUAAAGUGUUACCAAAACGCAUUACUUUUUUCGGAUACUUGUAUUAACAUGAAGUUGACUUGAAGACGUUGAAAAACAUUAUUCUAUUCCCCUUCCUCCUGUUAGAAAAUGAGGUGUAUGCGUGGGGGAACAAUGCCAUGGGGCAGUGUGGGCAGGGCCACACCUCCACACCUGUCACCAAGCCGAAGAAAGUGAUUGGUCUAGAGGGAGUGUCAAUUCAGCAGAUCACCGCUGGCACCUCCCACAGCCUGGCCUGGACAGCUGUCCCCACUGACAGGUAUGAAGGAGGACCUCAUGGUCUUGUUCAUUUGGACAAGUUCAAAUGGUACCUCCCUGCUUCACCGUUCUCUUCCAGUGGUGCCUCCUGAACACUACCCAGAAAGAGUAACCGUUUGAAUUGAAAACAGUCAAGCUAGCCAUCUGUAUUCAAAGCCACAUCUAUCCUUGUUUGAUGGAUGAAAAAACAUAACAUAUUUUCCGUCUGACAGCUAUUUGUCCUCUUGUCUCUGUGUUCUUCUGAUCUCAUCUUGGAGCUCAUGCAUUGCAUUAUUCAUUGAUGUGUUUAUAAAAUGAGUUAUUCCUGGGCUGGACAGGCAGGUUGUUUGUUUCAUUAUUUAUUUCCUUAUUGAAUUCUUUAUUUCCUCCUGGUCUGGACAGGCAGUUGGUGGCAUGGCACAGACCGUUCUGUGUGGACCUGGAGGAGAGCACUUUUACCUACCUACGCAGCUUCCUGGAGAGAUACUGUGACGGGAUAGGAGGAGACAUGCCCCCUGCACCCUUCCCCUCCAAGAGGUAAACCAACAUGCCCCCUUCACCCUUCCCCUCCAAGAGGUAAACCAAUAUGCCCCCUGCACCCUCCAAGAGGUAAACCAAUAUGCCCCUGCACCCUCCAAGAGGUAAACCAACAUUCCCCCUUCACCCUUCCCCUCCAAGAGGUAAACCAACAUGCCCCCUUCCCCUCCAAGAGGUAAACCAACAUGCCCCCUGCACCCUUCCCCUCCAAGAGGUAAACCAAUAUGCCCCCUGCACCCUUCAAGAGGUAAACCAAUAUGCCCCCUGCACCCUCCAAGAGGUAAACCAACAUGCCCCUUCAACCAUACUUCUUCACAAGAGGGUAAACCAACAUUCCCCUUCACCCUUCCCUCCAAGAGAUGGGGAGAGGUAAAACCAAACAGGCCCCCGGCCCCCGCCAACGAGGGGACAAAGACCAACAUUUGCACCCCACCCCUUGCACCCUGUCCCUCCAAGAGGUAAACCAAUAUGCCCCUCCUGCCCACCCCUCAAAGAGGUGCAUGCGGAAAGCUUCACUUCUUAAACCAAUAUGCCCCUGCACCCUCCAAGAGGUAAACCAACAUGCCCCCUGCAACCCUUCCCCUCCAAGAGUAAACCAAUAUGCCCCCUGCACCCUUCAAAGGUAAACCAAUAUGCCCCCUGCACCCUUUUUUACAGAGGUUGGUAUGAUCUAUUAAAAAAAUAAAUGAAAAAUGAAAACAUUUAAAAAUAAAAGGAGGCUUUGUAAAAAAAAGUCAAUUUAGUAAUUUGCCAAAAAAUGAACAAUUCCAAGACGGAAAAAAAUAGAACCAAUGCAACAUACACACCAAGAGGUAAAACAAAUGUAAGUGCCACAGUGAAACAUUUCCCCUUAAAGAGGCUAUAAACCAAUUAUGCCCCCGCCAACCCUGUCUUCUCCAAGAGAACGGUUACGGGGUAGAGGGUAAACCCAACAAUUUUGCACCCCCUGCACCCUUGUCCCCUCCAAGAGGUUAAACAAGAUGCCCCCUGCACCCCUCACAAGAGGGAUAAACCAAACAUGCCCCCUGCACCCUUCCCCUCCCAGAGGUAAAACCCAAUAUUGCCCCCCCCCCCCCAUCGCGCUGCACACCUCCCCUGCCCCCUGCUGCACCCUUCAAGAGGGUGUAAACCAAACUGCCCACCCCACUGCACCAUACAAGAGGUUUUGGUAAGGGUGUAAACCAAGUUAUUUGAAACCUUCACCCUUCCCCCUCCUUCAAGAGUAUUAAACCCAAUAUGCCCCCCUGCACCCUCCCAGAAGGUAAACCAAUAUGCCCCCUUCACCCUUCCCCUUCAAGAGGGUUUAACCCACUAUUGCCCCGGCACCAUUCCCCUCCAAGAGGUUUGGUAAGGUAAAAACAUUAUUCACCUGACCUCAACCAGAGGGCGGUAGUUAAAUUAAACAAAUGCCCCCUUCACCCUUCUGGGAAAAAGGAAAGGGGUUAAAAAAAAAGACGGAAAAAAAGGAAACACGGACAAGGUUCAAGAGGUGUUUUAUAAAUUUAUAAUUUGUUAGGUUUGGUUUUAAUUGUUAUAAACCAAUAUGCCCCCCUGCACCGUACCCUCCAAGAGGGUUAAAACCAACAUGCCCACCCUUCCCCCUCCCAGAGGUGGUAUAGUAAACCAACAUGGCCCCCUGCCACCCUUCCCUCCAAGAGGUAAAACCAAAACAUGCCCUUUCCCUCCAAGAGGUUAACCAACAUGCCCCCUCACCGCUUCCCUCCAAGAGGUGAAACCAACAGCCCCUGCAUCUUCCCUCAAAGAGGUAAACCAAAACAAUUCUCACUCUUCUCUCUCACUCCUCGCUCCCUCAAGAACGAAACAGAGAAGAAAGAGCGAAAGAAAAUAAAAAAGAGGAAAGGAGAGAAAGAAAGAAAGGAGAGAAAGAGAGAAAGAAAGAAGAGAGAAAAGAGAGAGAAAGGGGAAAGAGAAACAAGAAGAGGCAGAAGAGAGAAAAAAGAGAAAGAAAGGAACAGAAAAAGAAAGACAGAGAGGAAAGCGAGAAGAAAUAAAGAAGGAAAAAACGAGAAAAAAGAAAGAAGGAGGAUAAGGGAAAGAAGGAGAAAGAGAGAAAGUAGCGAAGAAGAAAGCGAGGGAAAAAGAGAGGAGGAGAGAAAUCGCAGAAAAGAAAGAAAAGAAAGAGAAAAGAGAAAAGAGAGAAAGAGAGAAAGAGAGAAAGACAGAGAAAGAAAGGAAAGAGAGAAGAGAGAAAGGAAAGAAAGAAAGCGAGGAGCAAAGAAAGAAAGAGAAAGAAAGGAAACCAAAAAGAGCAAGCAAGAAAACGAAAGAAAGAAAAAGAAAGUAAAGCAAGAAAGAAAAGAACGAAAGAAAGAAAGAAACGCAAAAAGAACUGAUUCAGCAAGAGAGACGAAAGGAGAGCAAUGAGAGACAAGGGAGAAAGACAGAAAGAGGCGACAGUCACGAAGAGCUGCACAGACUCAAAGAAGCAGAUCGCACGAAAGCGAGCCCGAAAGAGCUCACGGCGAGCUCGCUCCCUGCCCUCUAUUAAAGGGAAAGGGGCACAGGUCUAGAGGACAUUGCAGUGAAGAGGGAGGACAGAUGGCCGAAGCGAAGGACAGGGAGGCAGUGACGGAGAGAAUAAAGCAUAUAGCCGCGGCAGCGGAGAGAGCAGGGAGGGGAGGCGAGAGACGAGAGGCCAACCCUGAGAGCGAAGAGAGAAGAGAGGGCGCCGGCGAGGAGACGAGCGCGAGAAGCGAGAACGCGGGAGAAGAGAGGAGCGAGAGCCGAGCGCGAGAGAGCGUAAAGAAGAGAGAGAAUGAGCGAAAAGUAGGGUGUAGAGACGGAGAGAGAUGAAGACCGGCUUAGCGAGAGAGGGUCGAGAGAGAGAGAGAAAGAUAAGAGAGGCAGAGAUAGAGAGAAAAGAGGUAGGAGAUAGAGAGAGAGGAGAGGAGAGGAGAGAAGAAGAGAGAGCAGUAAGAGGAGAGAGAGAGGAAAAGAGGGAGGAGAGAGAGAAGGAAGAGAGAUGAGAGAGAAGAGAGAGAAAAGAGUGGUGAGAAGAGAGAAUAGAGAGUAGAAGAAUAGAGAGAUAGAGAGAUAGAGAUGAGAAUGAGAGAAGAGUGGCUAUAGAAAUCUAUAUAGAAGACAAGAUUGGAAAAAGAUGAAUAGAUGAGAGAGAUAUAAUAUAGAGAUGAGAGAGGAUAGAUAUGAGAUAGAGAUAGAGAUUUAGGAGAGUAGAGCGAGAUAGUUAAUAUAUAUAUAUAAUAUAUAUAUAAGGGAAGAGAGAAAGAAAGGCACAAAAAGAGAAGCGUAGAGGAAAAGGCAGAAGAUAGCAUAGACAGGCAAGCCACACAGUUUGUUUUGCUGUGUAUGAAGCUGCUGUCCAUCCACCUCUCUCUAGCCCACGCUGGGGGCACAGGGGCCACAGUACUAGGGGCCCAAGGGAGGCCCCUCCGAAACCUGCUCUUCAGGCUCAUAGACUCCAGUGUACCUGAAUCCAUACAACAGGUACAGCAAACACGAUUGAUGUCACCAUAUCAAGCAUACCUUAAUAAAGACACCUUAGCUAGAUUUGUGAAAGAAGUAACUAAAAUGGUAGUAAUUAUAAUAACCUUUCCACUAGACUCAUUAGAACUACUAAUGCAAUUGUUUGCAGGCAUUCAUUUUGUGUCUGAAUGCAGGGUCUACUAUUUUCUGUUAUAUUUAUCCCCAGAGGUCCUCAGACAGUGCUGAACUAUCACUAAGUUGUGUGUGUGUGUGUGUGUGGUGUGUGUGUGUGUGUGUGUGUGUGUGUGUGUGUCCGCGCUCUCCCCAGGCGGUGAUGAACACUCUGUCCAUCGGAGCGUCUCUGCUGUUGCCCCCCCUCAGGGAGAGAACGGAACUGCUCCACUCACUGCUACCUCAGGGCCCAGAGAGCUGGGAGGGCCUCUCUAAAGGACAGGUAACUAAACAAACCUAGCCUAGCCUGCUGCUACCUCAGGGCCCAGAGAGCUGGGAGAGCCUCUCUAAAGGACAGGUAACUAAACAAACCUAGCCUAGCCUGCUGCUACCUCAGGGCCCAGAGAGCUGGGAGGGCCUCUCUAAAGGACAGGUAACUAAACAAACUACACCUAGCCUAAUACUUCAUGUCCUCUCUCCCUCUCCCCCCCCAGCGUCUGCAGUUGGACAUGGUUCUGAACAGCCUCCAGGAGCAGUCCCACGUGGCCUCCCUGCUGGGGUACUCCUCUCCUGGGGAGCUGACUGCUGGGCCUCCCCUGGCCCUGACCUCCAGCCCUGACCGGCCCAGUCCCAACCCAGAGGCCCUCCACGACCACCUCCACCUGGCUGAGAUGCUGCUUAAGACCCUGAUGCUCAGCAUUGGAUUCUACACGGUACGGCUGGCAGGGAGGGGGUUAUAUACUGUAUUAACACAUGAAACCUUGGUUGUGAGAUUGAUUCAAUUGUUUGUUGACCAUCACAAGUAUGCUGGAGUUUUCCCCUUUUUUAUGAAUGUUUAUUUUCUCCAUACACCUGGAAACAUGAUAGGUGUGCCUAAAAACAAAAAAACACCAUGUCUCCACCUUCUCAUCUUAACAUAAUGUGUCAGCAAAAGUGUAAUACGUGGUUGUAACUGGAGCUAGCUAAUAAUGCGUGCCCUGCAGGAGAGGGCGUUUGGUGAGCUGGAGAAGAACAGUGACAAGCAGCAGUCCAGCCGGUCCCAGAGACAGACAGAACCUCCCUCUCACUUCCACCACCUCCUGUCAGCCCUGCACAAACACCUGCUGGCCCAUUGUUACAGCUAUACCAACACAGAGGUACUGGUCCAUUGUUACAGCUAUACCAACACAGAGGUACUGGUCCAUUGUUACAGCUAUACCAACACAGUGGUACUGGUCCAUUGUUACAGCUAUACCAACACAGAGGUACUGGUCCAUUGUUACAGCUAUACCAACACAGAAGUACUGGUCCAUUGUUACAGCUAUACCAACACAGAGGUACUGGUCCAUGUUACAGCUAUACCAACACAGAGGUACUGGUCCAUUGUUACAGCUAUACCAACACAGAGGUACUGGUCCAUUGUUACAGCUAUACCAACACAGAGGUACUGGUCCAUUGUUACAGCUAUACCAACACAGAGGUACUGGUCCAUUGUUACAGCUAUACCAACACAGUGGUACUGUCCAUUGUUACAGCCAUACCAACACAGUGGUACUGGUCCAUUGUUACAGCUAUACCAACACAGAGGUACUGGUCCAUUGUUACAGCUAUACCAACACAGAGGUACUGGUCCAUUGUUUACAAGCUAUACCAACACAGAGGUACUGGUCCAUUGUUACAGCUAUACCAAACACAGAGGGUACUGGUCCAUUGUUACAGCUAUACCAACACAGAGGUACUGGUCCAUUGUUACAGCUUACCAACACAGAGGUACUGGUCAUUGUUACAGUCUAUACCAAACACAGAGGUACUGGUCCAUUGUUACAGCUAUACCAACACAGAGGUAUGGUCCAUUGUUACAGCUAUACAACACAGUGGUACUGUUCCAUGUUACAGCCCAUACCAACACAUGGUACUGGUCCAUUGUUACAGCUAUACCAACACAGAGGUACUGGUCCAUUGUUACAGCUAUACCAACACAGUGGUACUGGUCCAUUGUUACAGCUAUACCAACACAGAGGUACUGGUCCAUUGUUACAGCUACACCAACACAGAGGUACUGGUCCAUUGUUACAGCUAUACCAACACAGUGGUACUGGUCCAUUGUUACAGCUAUACCAACACAGAGGUACUGGUCCAUUGUUACAGCUAUACCAACACAGAGGUACUGGUCCAUUGUUACAGCUAUACCAACACAGAGGUACUGGUCCAUUGUUACAGCUAUACCAACACAGAGGUACUGGUCCAUUGUUACAGCUAUACCAACACAGUGGUACUGGUCCAUUGUUACAGCUAUACCAACACAGAGGUACUGGUCCAUUGUUACAGCUAUACCAACACAGAGGUACUGGUCCAUUGUUACAGCUAUACCAACACAGAGGUACUGGUCCAUUGUUACAGCUAUACCAACACAGAGGUACUGGUCCAUUGUUACAGCUAUACCAACACAGAGGUACUGGUCCAUUGUUACAGCUAUACCAACACAGUGGAACUGUAACACACAUUAUACUUACCUACUACUAUACAUGGUUAGAUUUUUCUUUAGUUUGACAUUCUACAGAUUUAGCGUGAGAGACGUUGUUGCUGUAUCGUGGUGCCAUCUUGGAAAAGUGGCAUAGUUAUAUAAUAUAUUAUUGUAUUAUAAAAAGAGUGUGCGAGGUGCUGUGAGGCACUCAAUUCCUUAUUCCGCCUAUCUACCCCUUCUAGGAUGACAGCAGUGUGAUGUUGCUCCACAAACACCUAUGCCUGCUGCUGCCCUACACUGCCGAGACCUUCAGGAGGUCCACCGUCUUACUGGAGGAGAGCUCUCUGGACAAGCACGUCAUCCACAAGCUACACAGUAAGACAACGAUGCUUUAUCCUGCGAUGUCUUUUAUGCACAAAUCAUCACCGGUAUAGGCCUACACUACACUUAUACAUCUGCACGUGGAACAGAAGCACGUAAUCCAGAAGCUUCAGAGUAGGAGGUCGAUGCCUUAUACCCCCACGUUUUACGCAUUAAGCACAGAUAUAGCAACAUUAUGCCUGUAGUAUGCUAUGUGGUGUAAUAGAAAUGCUGGAAGAACGUUCCGGACGCCAACUAAUUCCCUUCCAUAAUGUUUCAUGCUGACGCGUUUCAGAGCAAGUUCCUUUUUGUCAGAGCACUAUGGCAACCGUUUCAGAAUGUUAUACACAUCCACAUAACACUCUUUCCCUCAUUUGCAUAAUUACGACACCAUGCUGGUGUCCAGGGUCACUCAGUCAGAACACUGUACCUCCUCCAAGUGAGGAAGACUCAGCACUGACUGACUCAGUGUGGUUUUAAUAAUGCUGCUGUGACCAGGGUCAUGUUACUGUAGCGCUCUGCUCCACUCAAUACAUGCAGCUUUUCAGGAUUUACCCAACACUAGGCAGCUAUUGUACACGACAAGGGCUGUUGCGGUGACCGUAUUACCGCUACACCGGCGGUCACGAGGAAUGACCGCAGUAAAAUACCGUUGAGUCACGGUAAUCUCCGGUUAUGCACUCUGGAUAUCCGUUUUGUAGUACCCGACUCGCUAAUGGUCCUCGGGUCGCUACUAGCCUUUUACUCAGCCCUCUGUUGUCCCUCUAACCACUCUGACAUCCAUGCAAAUGCAAAUCGAAAAUCACAUCGAACACUGUAUGUGCUUUCUAAACACCUCACUGUGAUUUUAUCAAUUUGAAGAAAGAAGUUCAACAACCGGUGGAAACUGAUUUGGAAGGCAUUAUCGUUGUGGAUGUUGUUUCAAAGCCUAACACAACGAAAUGGACGCUUUCUAUGGGGAUUAUUUAAUUCAAAACACCCAUAUGACUUAUUAUCGCUUAUGCAUACGCAUAGCCCUAUAUGUGAGCCCAAGCCCGAAAAUAAAGAAACCAAAUUAAAAUAAUGAUUGUGCUGUUAUACAAUACAUAGUCUACUGCAUAUUACACAAGGCAGAGAAACAUUUUUAAAAUACUGAUUUAAGAUAUCUUUGGUACAUAAUUGGUCUAUCCUAAAUUAAACAAAUUCAGUUAGCCUACAAUUAUAGUGAAUUUGUAUUUGAUUUUGAAUAGCCUAGUAAUAGGGCAUAAAAAAAAAAAAAUCAUAAUUAAUAGGCUGACAUUACCUUUAGUUACAGAAUAUCUCACCACCGUGCGUUUCCAUCUCCUCUCUCUCCUUCCUUCCUUUCUCCAGCGUGCAGAGAAGCGGGGCUGUCAACAGUUUAAUUAAAUAUGUUUUUCUUUUACGAAAACUAUUGAUGUUCCCAAACAGAUUUCACUUGGUUUCCCAAAUUUAAGCACUGGGUAGCUUCAGGGACAGGGUUGGAGAGCCCAUGGCAUACCGGAGUACCCUACAGUACCUCAAUAUGAGUGAAACAACCAGAGAGGUGACCCGGAGGGAAAGUGGCCUCCAUUCGCUAUUGGAGUGCAUACGGAUGACAUGUCUUUUUCCUCUUGCCCAUGUUCCUGCCCAUUUUUUAAAAUCUAAACAAAUUUUAACAGAUUAGUAAAGACGAGAUUAAAUUGAGAAUGGUCUGAUGGGUGAAAAUAUGAUCACUUGAUGAGAGAACAGCGUGUGCAGCCUGAGGCAAGGAACAGAGCGCAAUCUUUUUUUUGCGACUUUCUCAAAUCAUCAAUAGCCUAUAGUCGCAUCCUGAAGCCCAGAUAUGUUUUGAUUUCGAAGACAUUCUAGGCUUUGUAUCAUUCACAACUAAAGUUGCCAAAUAACUCAAAAUCUAGCAUAUAGGACCUGUUUAAAUUUUUUUGCUCAACAUAGCAAGUUCACUCUCGCUCAGGAACGGGAAAAAUAUCCUUUCUAUUUUAUUCUUCUUACUAUAAAAUCAUAUAAUAUAAAAUAAUGCCACAGGACUUAUAAGCAUAUCUUGACUGGUGUUACGGUAAUACAGUCAACAGCCCUAAAUACAACCAUCUUUUUCCUCAUUUGUGUUACUCAACUGUAGACGUAGGGGCCUUGACGUGCUACGUAAGCUGACAAAGCUCUUCUGAAUCUCCCCCCUCCUCUCCAUCCUCCCCCAGCGGUGCUCCUGAGCUCUGUAGCAGGCAGCCUGCUGUGCCAGGUCAUUUAUUCCCUGUUGCUGCUUCCCCUGUGGGUGGUACGCCCGCUGCUCACCCACCUGAUCUGUCUGCUGGAGCACAUCAAUGAGUUCAACUGCCUGCUGCCAGACACCGCCCUGCUGGAGGAGAGGGAGCUGGAGGCAGCAUGCUCAGGACCGCUGGGUAGGUGUCGACUGGAGGUAGCAUGUUCAGGACCGCUAGGUAGGUGUCGACUGGAGGCAGCAUGUUCAGGACCGCUGGGUAGGUGUCGACUGGAGGCAGCAUGUUCAGGACUGCAGGGUAGGUGUCGACUGGAGGCAGCAUGUUCAGGACCGCUGGGUAGGUGUCGACUGGAGGCAGCAUGUUCAGGACCGCUGGGUAGGAAAUUUAGGGGGGUAACUUCGUCCCCAGGCUGGCUAAUUGCCCAAAACAUGUCUGCGAACAAGAUUACUAGGGGGAGACCUGUUCUGUUACUACCAGAUUCAAGCCCCUGACAUAAUGGACCACCAGACCAGUCAUGGAUAGCCAAUGGCAUUGUUCUGUUGGGACACUGAGAGACAGGGAGAAAGAUGGAGAUCAUUUAAUAAAGAGGUGUAUUAACAGAAUGUCUGAUUUUUAAGAUAAUUUGCUGCUAAGAAGUAGAAAAAUGUAGCAGACUCCAGGAGCUCCUUAGUGACAUGAUGUUCUGGAUGAAUUCUGUGGUUCCAGAUGAAGCAGGAAGGGCUGGGCUUAGCCACGCAGGGGUGGAGCACGACGGAUGGGUGUGGCUUCUGGACCUGGAGAGAUCUGUGGCGCUGGCGAUUGGACGCUGCCUGGGCGGGAUGCUGCAGGGACCGCCCCCAUCUGUCCAAGAGAGGACAUCAGAAUACUGGCUGUGUAACCCUCUCCUCAGGAACGGACUGGAGAUGGACUUUGAACAACUGGGUGUGAUAUGACACACAUAGAAACAAAUCACCCCAUCACAGAACGUUGACCUGUAUGGGAAUGUCCAUUCUAGUAAUUAUAUUUCUAUGACAUUACACACGCCAACCAUGAUGACCAGCAUCCGUUCAAUCUUUAAAAAGAUGUCAAUCUAAAUCUAAUUCCUGGUCAAGUACAGUAGAUAAUCAGAAAAUAAACUAGUUGUGGUGUUUAUGCUGUAUUCUUUGAACUUCUUACCAUUGUAGCAAUACCUUCAGAAGUAUUGUCCCCUCAGACAGAAACUUUCAGCUAACAAGGUACAAAAAGAGAUGUCAAAUUAGAAAAAUAAGUGUUGAAUUCUUUCACAGUUUUAUUGAGUGCAGCAUUUCACCCUGAAGGCCUUUGUCAGGCUUUUCAUUGUAAUAAUAAGUGCCUGUGUUAUUGUGUGUCUGUCCUUGCAGACUCCGGCACAGCGUGGCUGACUGAGGCAGUGCUGCUGGGCUGUCCUGAUGCCAAGCUGGCAGACCUGAGUGUGAGCGAGGACAACAGCAUGCUGAUGGAGCUGGCUCUAGGAUCGUCUAGAGAGCCUGCCGGAGGCCUGUGGAGGAAGAUGAAGGAGUAUGCCAUCAGCAGAGGUAGGGCUAGGAGGACACACACACGUACACAGAUGCAUGCACGACCACACACACACGUACACAGAUUCAUGCACGACCACACACACACACGUACACAGAUGCAUGCACGACCACACACACACACGUACACAGAUUCAUGCACGACCACACACGUACACAGAUUCAUGCACGACCACACACACACACGUACACAGAUUCAUGCACCACCACACACACACACGUACACAGAUGCAUGCACAACAACACACACACACGUACACAGAUGCAUGCACAACCACACACACGUACACAGAUUCAUGCACGACCACACACACACAUACACAGAUGCAUGCACCACCACACACACACGCACACAGAUGCGUGCACGACCACACACACACACGUACACAGAUGCGUGCACGACCACACACACACACGUACACAGAUUCGUGCACGACCACACACACACACACGUACACAUAUGUGUGCACACAGACGUACGUACACACACACACACAUACGUACACACACACACACACACUGAGAUGGCGCCGGAGAAGAUGGCUGCCGUUUUAUAGCCCUCUAACCAAUUGUACUAUUGUGUGUGUUCUUUCGCUUUAUUUGUAAUUUAUUCUGUACAUAAUGUUUCUGCCAUCGUCUCUUAUAACCAAAAAGAGCUUAUUGAUCUCAGGACAGCGAUUAAUCACCUAGUAUUGGACAAAGAUUUUUUCUUCAACGAGUCGGACGCAAAGGAUAUCCUACAGACACCCGACAAGGGCCAAUUCCCCGUCAUUUGCAGGAGAAAGAGACGGAUAUAUCGUGGACGUAGGUCGGGGUGCCUUGUAAGGAUCCGACCUAAGAUUACGGUUAUCCUACCAACGGUACAUUAAAAACUGUAAUAUCUUAUGUUUCACCGAGUCGUGGCUGAAUGACGACAUGGACAACAUACAGCUGACGGGAUAUACGCUACAUCGGCAGGAUAGAACGGCUGACUCCGGUAAGACAAGGGGUGGCGGUCUGUGUAUAUUUGUAAACAACAGCUGGUGCACAAAAUCAAAUACUAAGGAAGUCUCAAGGUUUUGCUCGCCUGAGGUAGAGUAUCUUAUGAUAAACAAUAGACAACACUAUUUACCAACAGAGUUUUCGUCUAUAUUUUUCAUAGCUGUCUAUUUACCACCACAAACCAAUGCUAGCAUUAAGAUUGCGCUCAAUGAGCUGUAUAGGGCCAUAACUAAACAGGAAAACGCUCAUCCAGAGGCAGCGCUCCUAGUGGCCGGGGACUUUAAUGCAGGGAAACUUAAAUCCGUUCUACCUAAUUUCUACCAGCAUGUUAAAUGUGCAACCAGAGGAAAAAAAAACUCUAGACCACCUUUACUCCACACACAGAGACGCAUACAACAUUCACAAGGCCGCAGGGCCAGAUGGAUUACCAGGACUUGUACUCCGAGCAUGUGCUGACCAACUGGCAAGUGUCUUCACCGACAUUUUCAACAUGUUCCUGACUGAGUCUGUAAUACCAACAUGUUUCAAGCAGACCACCAUAGUCCCCGUGCCCAAGGACACUAAGAUAACUAGCAUAAAUGACUACCGAUCCGUAGCACUGACGUCUGUAGCCAUGAAGUGCUUUGAAAGGCUGGUCAUGGCUCACAUCAACACCAUUAUCCCAGAAACCCUAGACCCACUCCAAUUUGCAUACCGCCCCAACAGAUCCACAGAUGAUGCAAUCUCUAUUGCACUCCACACUGCCCUUUCCCACCUGGAAAAGAGGAACACCUACGUGAGAAUGCUAUUCAUUGACUACAGCUCAUCAUUCAACACCAUAGUGCCCUCAAAGCUCAUCACUAACCUAAGGAUCUUGGGACUAAACACCUCCCUCUGCAACUGGAUCCUGGACUUCCUGAAGGGCCGCCCCAGGUGGUAAGGGUAGCUAACAACACAUCUGCCACGCUGAUCCUCAACACGGGGGCCCCUCAGGGGUGCGUGCUCAGUCCCCUCCUGUACUCCCUGUUCACCCAUGACUGCAUGGCCAGGCACGACUCCAACACCAUCAUUAAGUUUGCCGACGACACAACAGUGGUAGGCCUGAUCACCGACAACGAUGAGACAACCUAUAGGGAGGAGGUCAUAGACCUGGCCGUGUGGUGCCAGGAUAACAACCUCUCCCUCAACGUGAUCAAGACAAAGGAGAUGAUUGUGGACUACAGGAAAAAAAAGAGGACUGCGCAUGCCCCCAUUCUCAUCGACGGGGCUGUAGUGGAACAGGUUGAGAGCUUCAAGUUCCUUGGUGUCCACAUCACCAAUAAACUAUCAUGGUCCAAACACACCAAGACAGUUGUGACGAGGGCACGACAAAACCUAUUCCCCCUCAGGAGACUGAAAAGAUUUGGCAUGGGUCCUCAGGUCCUCAAAAAGUUAUACAGCUGUACCAUCGAGAGCAUCCUGACUGGUUGCAUCACUGCCUGGUAUGACAACUGCUCGGCCUCCGACCGCAAGGUACUACAGGGGGUAGUGCGUACAGCCCAGUACAUCACUGGGGCCAAGCUUCCUGCCAUCCGGGACCUCUAUACCAGGCGGUGUCAGAGGAAGACCCUCAAAAUUGUCAAAGACUCCAGCCACCCUAGUCAUAGACUGUUCUCUCUGCUACCGCACGGCAAGCGGUACUGGAGCGCCAAGUCUAGGUCCAAAAGACUUCUCAACAGCUUCUACCCCCAAGCCAUAAGACUCCUGAACAGCUAAUCAUGGCUACCCGGACUAUUUGCACUGCCCACCCCCACCCCAUCUUUUUACGCUGCUGCUACUCUGUUAAUUAUUUAUGCAUAGUCACUUUAACUCUACCCACAUAUACAUAUUACCUCAACUACCUCAACUAGCCGGUGCCCCCGCACAUUGACUCUGCACCGGUACCCCCCUGUAUAUAGCCUCCCUACUGUUAUUUUAUUUGACUUCUGCUCUUUUUUUCACAACACUUUUUUUGUUGUUGUUUUAUUUUCAUUUUUUAAAAAGAAAUAAAUGCAUUGUUGGUCAAGGGCUGUAAGUAAGCAUUUCACGGUAAUGUCUACACCUGUUGUAUUCGGCGCAUGUGGCAAAUAAAAUGUGAUUUGAUACACACACAGCAACACUGUUACAGCCUUUGUGGGUGAUAAUGAAUUCAGUGACUGUGAGGGGCUAUUCAUAAAGUGUGUUGUUUCCAGUGGAAGGGUGUUUUGUCAGAUCAUAAAAGCAGCAUAUAUUGUCUACAGUAUCUUGUUCUUGGCAUCAUCAUCAUUAUUUUAGAGUUAUCCUGAAUGAAUAUGAUGCAUACAUCACCAUCAACCACCUUUUGUAGGUCAUUUGUGGUGAUGUGUUUUGAAUAAACCAUUCUGUCUUGUGUUAUCUUUGGCAGACUGGGAUAACAGCGGUCCCUCAGGUGAUUCCCUGUUAGAGACGGCAUGUCGCAGCAGCCUGGCUGCUCUCUUCAAACACACGGGGCUGCAGGAUGAGGCCUACUGGCAGGACAAGUGAGUGGAGCUGCAUAAAAAAAGCUGUUGUGAUACGAUUUUCAAAUACAGAGAUACAAGUUAUUCUUAAAGGGAGACUGUGGAAUUUUGGCAAUGAGGCCAUGUAUCUACUUCCCCAGGGUCAGAUGAACUCGUGGAUACCAUUUUUAUAUGUCUGCGUGCAGUUUUGAAGGAAGUUGCUAACUCACACUAGCGCAGUUGCUAGCUAACGUUAGCACAAUGACUGGAAGUCUAUGGGUAUCUGCCAGCAUGGUAGUAGAUACGCAUAGACUUCCAGUCAUUGCGCUAAUGCUAGUUAGCAUUGGCUCACGAAACUACCUCUAUUUUCCUUCCUACUGGACACAGAGACAUAAAAAUGGUAUCCAUGAGUUCAUCUGACUGUGGGGAAGUAGACAAAGGGCAUAAUUGCCAAAAUCUCGAAGUAUCCCUUUAAUUCUCAAGUACUGAAACCCCACAUUUUACCAAUUUCUGACUUCCAUUCAAUCUGUGGCUGGAUGUUUUUUAUUAGAUGUAUCCAAUGUGGGUCUCUAGAGCAGAUGAAAUGGCUCCAGUCCUGCAACGUGUAGUGUGUGUGCCAGGGGAAUGAUGGUGUAUCAUGAUGUAAUACCUGUUCUCCUUGUCAGGUACGAGCCAUGUGAGAUGCUGAUAGAGAUCUAUGAGAUGGUGUAUAAGAUCAGGAGUGCUCUGCUGGCACACAAAGACUCUCCAGCCAACACACAGGCCCUGGCUAACAGUAAACAGGUAGGAGGACUACAGCCAACACACAGGCCCUGGCUAACAGUAAACAGGUAGAAGGACUACAGCCAACACACAGGCCCUGGUUAACAGUAACAUCUCUCUAAUGUAACGGUCUCAUUCUCUCUCUAAUGUAACGGUCUCAUUCUCUCUCUAAUGUAACGGUCUCAUUCUCUCUCUAAUGUAACGGUCUCAUUCUCUCUCUAAUGUAACGGUCUCAUUCUCUCUCUAAUGUAACGGUCUCAUUCUCUCUCUAAUGUAACGGUCUCAUUCUCUCUCUAAUGUAACGGUCUCAUUCUCUCUAAUGUAACUGUCUCAUUCUCUCUCUAAUGUAACUGUCUCAUUCUCUCUCUAAUGUAACUGUCUCAUUCUCUCUCUAAUGUAACGGUCUCAUUCUCUCUCUAAUGUAACUGUCUGUCUCCUCUAUUCCAGAGUCCCAGUGGGCAGGAACCGGGUCCCUCUGGUAGGGAGCAGCAGGCGGACCGAGGGAAGGACCAGGACCCUGAGCUGGGGGGUCACAGUGGAGGUCACGGUGGAGGUCACAUGAGUCACCAGGGAGGGCAGGUCCUCCCCACGGCUGCAGAACACAACCAGGAGGAGGGGCCAGAGGAGGACACGCCCAGCAUCAGCAGUAUGUACCUGCCGGGUAAACUGGGCCACGUCCUUGGUCCUUGUAUUUCACAUGAUGUUUCUGAGGUAUAGUACACGCACAUUCUCCCACCUAAAUCUCACCUGCCCACCCCUCCUUGUCCAACAGAGGUCCUCCAGUGUUUCCUGGCCACGCGGGAGGCCAUGCAGCUGCAGCAGAAUGAGACUGUCUACGAGUCUUCCGGGACCUCCACCCUCCCCAGCAGCACAGAGAGCCCCGGCACCCCAGAAAGAGAGCCCCCUAACAGGCAGGGCUGGGAGCGACGGAGAGGGUCCGAGGAGGGCAUGUCAUUCCCUGCAGCCUGCCACCUGGUGGUCUCCCGCUGUGUGUUCCUCCUCCUCGGGGUCCGGCCCGCAUGGCAAGAACAGAGUGAAGAGACAGGGCAGGCGGAGAGCACUGGAGCCAGGUGAGUGGGUCUGUGGAAGGGGGGGGAAGGAGUCAGGGGUGGGUGUGUCGUGGGUGGGGUUGUGGGUUUGGGCAUGGUGAAGAGACAGGGCAGGCGGAGAGCACUGGAGCCAGGUGAGUGGGUCUGUGGAAGGGGGGGGGGAAGGAGUCAGGGGUGUGGGUCUGUGGAAGGGGGGGGAAGGAGUCAGGGGUGUGUGUGUCGUGGGUGGGGUUGUGGGUUUGGGCAUGGUGAAGAGACAGGGCAGGCGGAGAGCACUGGAGCCAGGUGAGUGGGUCUGUGGAAGGGGGGGAAGGAGUCAGGGGUGUGUGUGUCAUGGGUGGGGUUGUGGGUUUGGGCAUUGGUUUCAAUAUGUGCGUGCGUAUAUUUCAAUACAUUAACCCUAGUAUUCAUUGUUUUAUGAAUCUACUAUAAAUGUCUGGUCUGCUCUCUACAGAAAAUCAGCUUCAUCUACAGAUUCUCUACUCAGCCCAAACACAGAACAAAGCAGAUUCACCAUGGGCGGUAGAAAACCGUCUGCAGGCCAGUCCAGAAACUCCUUCAAGAAUAAAUUGGGUACUAAAUGACUCACUGAAUAUGAUCUAACUACCAAUCCAGGAACUCCACAGUCACACACACAACCCAUCUCAGCAAUUCCCAAAUGAUAUCACACAAUGGAAGACAGAAUGAGAGGUUUCUGUAAAGCACUUUGUUACAACUGAUGACGUAGAAUGGGCUUUAUAACGACAUUUUUUGAUUGAUUUGAUGGACGGAGAGGUCAACUAUGACCCCUGACCUCUGACCCUCCAUCCGCCCUCCCUCAGGUCUACCACUGUGUUCCCUGGGCAUCAUGAAGGAUGCGUGGGAGCGGUUAUGCCAGUGCAUUAGCCCCACCACCAGCUCCAUGUGCCAGGGCGGGGCGGGCAGCUCGCCCAGCGUGCUCAGCCAGGUCUUUCACUUCCUGUGUGGGAGCCUGCUCCGUCCGACCCCCCCCUCUUCGGUACUGGAGAGAGAGGCAGGCAGCCAGGCAGACCCCAAGGCCAUCACACUGGCCAUGUACCAACAACAGCAGAGGGCAGAGGUAUGCAUUUAUAAAAUCGAUACAGUUACACGUCGCAAUAUUAUUUUUGGACAAUAUUAUUAUCGAUAUUUGACUGCAAGUGUCGAUUUAGUAAAAAUAACUACUGUAGGUAGAAUUAGAUGGUGCUAGUCAGCUGUACCGGCGUCAAAACACCAAUAUUUUUCAUCCUAUAGCUUGUUCUCCAUCUUCUUUUUAAAUAGUGAGCCAACAUGUUUUCAGCACUUUUUAUUUCCAUGACUGUAUCAAAACUCCAUGUUUUCUCAUGCUCUCUCUUGUUUUCUCUGCAGCAGACUUAGUGAGCAAUAUGUUUGGAACAAAUCACAAUGAAUAAAAUUGCAGUAUCGAAUCGAAAUACAUGUAGAAUCGUGAGAAUCGCAAUACAUAUCGGUACCUAAGUAUUGUGAUAUCAUAUCGUAAGGUCCCUGGCAAUUCCCAGCCCAAAAAACGUCAUACCUUGUUUUAGUAACUGGUUUAGUGGUGGGUCUAUUCUCCCUACUACAGCAUCCUAGAAUCAUUAUCAAAGACUUGAAUAUAAGUAUAAUAUUACUUCAUUUUGUAAAUAUGUAUUUAUUGUUUUAACCACUUAUUGAGAACGCAUUCUCUUUUACUAAAACAACCUUAGUCGUCCUGGCACCCUUCUUCCAAGAUGGAGGGGUUACGAUAAUGUUAGUAAAAUACUGUGGUUCUCUAUGCUCAGGUCCGUCUGGAGGCGUUGUGCCAGAUCUCUUCGUUCCUGUCUGAGAUGGAGGAGAAGAGUAGCGGUUCAGGUGCCUCUCCUCCCCCGCGGUUCCCUGGCUUGCUACAAUCUGUUCAGCUGCAGUUCCUGUCGGGCUGCUUCGGACUGGGAACACCCAUCGCAGGCUGCCAGUCUGGAGACAACGACCAGAUGAACCACUACACUGUAAAUUCAGUUAUAGAUCAUCACUACACAGGGACAUCCACCAUAGUAGUAAAUAGUCAUUACUUGAAGAAACAAAAAAAUAAGUUGAUGCUGGUAGUAUGAACAAUGCAUAAGCGUUAGGGAGGGGACUCAUCACGUGUAGAAAAGUCAGUCGUUACUGUGUGCUGACAAGGAUGAGAAGAGUCACUGGCGCGUUGUAAAUACUCACUGCUGAGAUCUAGUUCUGAUAGGUGACAAUAGUCAUUUCAAGUUGAAUGUGUCAUUUUUUAAAUGUUAGACCGAUGUGUUUCUGUCCCCAGUCUGGGACCCAGUCAGCGUCUAUGUGUACCCAGAGAGAGCUGCAGUCUGCUGCCCACACCCUCUACCAGCAGGUGGUCCGGGUCCUGAGACAGAAGGUCCUCCUGGAGAGGGAACAGACAGGUUGGGGUCCAAAUACUAUACAGCACAUUUACUUUAGACUGGUUCAAGAUCUGUUUGUUUUCCGUAUAGCCAACUAUUUUGGCCGUUGGCAAGACGGCACAAACAGAUCUGGGACCUGGCGACAGUAACAUGACUCCAAGGUCUGCUUCCAUACAUUCAUAUAUCCAUCUCUGACAGAGAUUUCCCCCUUGCCUGGUCCCAGAUCUGUUUGUGCUGUCUUGCCAACUCGACCAAAGGAGUUGGCGCUACAGCACAAACAGGUCUGGGAUCAGGCUAGCAGUGAGUGUCCCCAGACUUUAACCCUUUUGUAUUCCCUCUCUCUCAGGCUCCUACCAGCCCUUGCUGCUGGCCACAGUGUUUGCUCUGAAUUUCCACUACCAGCCAGUAGAUCUGGUGGUGGUCAGUAAGUGUGGCAUCCUGGAGAUCCUGUCAUUGCUGACAGACAACACGUGUGUUCUGAUGAACCAGCGCUGGCUAGCAGCCUCUGUGUCAGGACAUAUGCUGCUGAGUGGAGCCGUAAAACUGGCCUGUGCCCGCCUACUGCAGAUACUGGCCAUCGCUGCUAGGUGAGUAGACUGGACAGGGGUGAGGAAAGGAAAUGGGGAAGGAACUAGGACGCUAGGGGAGAAUGCUGUCGAGCUGGCCUGCAUCCACCUGCUGGAGAUUCUGGCCAUCGCUGCUAGGUAUAUAGGUGCCUGGCUUAGUGCACAACAGCAGGAUAUAUGGUAUGUAGGAUACCUAGAAUCCCACCAGAUUUAUUUAUUUAUUACAUUUUUUUAACCAGCGACCCUCUAGUUGCAGACCUGGCUUCUCUAACCUCUAGAUUACCUGCUGCCUAACUGAAGUCCACCCUGUGUGUGUGUGUGUGUGUGUGUGUGUGUGUGUGUGUGUGUGUGUGUGUGUGUGUGUGUGUGUGUGUGUGUGUGUGUUUUCUGUCCCCAGUUCGUGUGAGGACUCCCUGCCUCUGGACGUGUCUCAGGCCCUAAUGGAUGUGAUGUGUGAGCAGCUCCAGAGUCUGUUACACAUGGUUCACCAGCAGGAGGCGCUGGAGAACAGGUCAGCAGAGGAAGCAGACCAGGACACCUCCACCAAGAGGAUCCGGAUAGAGGGUGAGGCAACGUUAGAGGGGAAAAUACUUACUUUUACUUAGGCCUUUAAGUUCCAUGGGUAACAUAGGACAUCAUAGGGGGGAGAUUACCUAUUUGUUGCGUAGAGUAGGCCGGAAGGCUAAACUGAAAAACAUGAACUGAAACUUAAGCCGAUAUUAAACUUGAACUCUACCAAAUAAAACGAUGGUGGAGCCGCAAAAUAACUUCUGUGCAACGGUUUUUAUUUACAUAGUGAUUCCGAAAGAAAAACAGUACUGCCACAAAAGUAUACAUUAUGGGGACAGCUAAACAGUGCUGCCCCAUUAACAGCUCAAUGAAAAAGGUACCCUCUUGAACUGAAAGAGAGGCUCCUUUUGUAGGAGAAGCCCCUACAAUCAGAACAUACCAAACUCAUUACAGUGGGGAAAAUAAGUAUUUAGUCAGCCACCAAUUGUGCAAGUUCUCCCACUUAAAAAGAUGAGAGAGGCCUGUAAUUUUCAUCAUAGGUACACGUCAACUAUGACAGACCAAAUGAGAUUUUUUUUCUCCAGAAAAUCACAUUUGUUAUGAAUUUAUUUGCAAAUUAUGGUGGAAAAUAAGUAUUUGGUCAAUAACAAAAGUUUCUCAGUACUUUGUUAUAUACCCUUUGUUGGCAAUGACACAGGUCAAACGUUUUCUGUAAGUCUUCACAAGGUUUUCACACACUGUUGCUGGUAUUUUGGCCCAUUCCUCCAUGCAGAUCUCCUCUAGAGCAGUGAUGUUUUGGGGCUGUCGCUGUCUGCCCCCUGCUUGUGGGGCAGACAGACUCAUUAGUGAUGAGGGGCAGACAGACUCAUUAGUGAUGAGGAGCAGACAGACUAGUGAUGAGGAGCAGACAGACUCAUUAGUGAUGAGGAGCAGACAGACUCAUUAGUGAUGAGGGGCAGACAGACUCAUUAGUGAUGAGGGGCAGACAGACUCAUUAGUGAUGAGGGGCAGACAGACUCAUUAGUGAUGAGGGGCAGACAGACUCAUUAGUGAUGAGGGGCAGACAGACUAGUGAUGAGGGGCAGACAGACUCAUUAGUGAUGAGGGGCAGACAGACUCAUUAGUGAUGAGGGGCAGACAGACUCAUUAGUGAUGAGGGGCAGACAUACUCAUUAGUGAUGAGGAGCAGUAAGGGAGAGAGAGAACCUGACAGGUCAGUUAUGACUUUAAUUUGUGUGUGUUCUGAGUGUACAUUUUUUUAAUUCACCCUACCUUGUAAAAGUAGUCCUUAACGCCAUUGUUGUAGGCCAGUAUGAGCCGUUAGCUAGAGGGUGUAUCUGGAGUGUACACAAUGUCAGGUGUGAUGAACCUUUCUCUGUAGGGAUGGAGGUGGUGCGGAGCAGUAGAGUCAUUGAGUCCCAGCUCGCUGACUUCCUGGUAUUCCUGAGGCGUAUCCUGUCGCUAAGGGUGACCAAGAGAGUCUCUGCCUUCAUCAAGUGGAUCGAUCCACUUAUGACCAUCAUCUCACACAAGUGCUCUUCAGGUAAGGGCUUAACGCAGUCAACAACUCCCUGUUUUCUUUAUCUUUAGACUGCGGAAAAUUGUAAUUCAGAACAUUGAGGUGAUGUCUCUGCACCUGUAUCACCUGUCUUUGAUUUUAGAGGUUGACAUUUUUAAAUGUUUAUAAAAUAUAACUAUUAAUCAGCUGGGUGAAAUUAAAGAUGUGAUGUUUCCAUUAGGUUCUCCACGAUUUCGGAACUUGAGAACCAAACUGCUAGCCUUCCACAUUCUGGAAGGUCUGUUACCGGCCUGUUCUGAACCAGCACAGAUUGAACAGGUGAGACCACAGAGUAUUCUACUGUCUCUGUUGUCUGUCUGAGACCACAGAGUAUUCUACUGUCUCUGUUGUCUGUCUGAGACCACAGAGUAUUCUACUGUCUCUGUUGUCUGUCUGAGACCACAGAGUAUUCUACUGUCUCUGUUGUCUGUCUGAGACCACAGAGUAUUCUACUGUCUCUGUUGUCUGUCUGAGACCACAGAGUAUUCUACUGUCUCUGUUGUCUGUCUGAGACCACAGAGUAUUCUACUGUCUCUGUUGUCUGUCUGAGACCACAGAGUAUUCUACUGUCUCUGUUGUCUGUCUGAGACCACAGAGUAUUCUACUGUCUCUGUUGUCUGUCGGAGACCAUAUAGUAUCCAAUGUAUCUGUUGUCUGUCUGAGACCACAGAGUAUUCUACUGUCUCUGUUGUCUGUCUGAGACCACAGAGUAUUCUACUGUCUCUGUUGUCUGUCUGAGACCACAGAGUAUUCUACUGUCUCUGUUGUCUGUCUGAGACCACAGAUUAUUCUACUGUCUCUGUUGUCUGUCUGAGACCACAGAGUAUUCUACUGUCUCUGUUGUCUGUCUGAGACCACAGAGUAUUCUACUGUCUCUGUUGUCUUUCUGAGACCACAGAGUAUUCUACUGUCUCUGUUGACUGUCUGAGACCAUAGAGUAUCCAAUGUCUCUGUUGUCUGUCUGAGACCACAGAGUAUUCUACUGUCUCUUUUGACUGUCUGAGACCACAGAGUAUUCUACUGUCUCUGUUGACUGUCUGAGACCACAGAGUAUUCUACUGUCUCUGUUGUCUGUCUGAGACCACAGAGUAUUCUACUGUCUCUGUUGUCUGUCUGAGACCACAGAGUAUUCUACUGUCUCUGUUUUCUGUCUGAGACCACAGAGUAUUCUACUGUCUCUGUUGUCUGUCUGAGACCACAGAGUAUUCUACUGUCUCUGUUGACUGUCUGAGACCACAGAGUAUUCUACUGUCUCUGUUGUCUGUCUGAGACCAUAGAGUAUCCAAUGUCUCUGUUGUCUGUCUGAGACCACAGAGUAUUAUACUGUCUCUGUUGUCUGUCUGAGACCACAGAGUAUUCUACUGUCUCUGUUGUCUGUCUGAGACCACAGAGUAUUCUACUGUCUCUGUUGUCUGUCUGAGACCACAGAGUAUUCUACUGUCUCUGUUGACUGUCUGAGACCACAGAGUAUUAUACUGUCUCUGUUGUCUGUCUGAGACCACAGAGUAUUCUACUGUCUCUGUUGACUGUCUGAGACCACAGAGUAUUCUACUGUCUCUGUUGUCUGUCUGAGAUCACAGAGUAUUCUACUGUCUCUGUUGUCUGUCUGAGAACACAGAGUAUUCUACUGUCUCUGUUGUCUGUCUGUACCUGCCCGUUAUAAAGAAAGGAACUUACUCACUCACUUUUUUCUCCUUUUCCACUCCCUCCCCUUUCCAGAUUGUUGAUCAGCUGUUCGGGCUUCUCUCUAUGUGUAUGUGGGAGGAGCCUUUAGCUGUGAAGAAGAACCAAGAGAAAACAGCAGAGAGCUCCAACAGGGUAUUUAUUCACAGUAACAAUAUCAUGGACAUUUUAUGAACUUGGUGUGUUGUUUUGUUGAGUUUGAAUAAUGUGGUCCUGUGUGGCUCAGUUGGUAGCUAUGAGCCCAAGGUCAUGGGUUAUGAACCUACUAUAAGGUCAUGGGUUAUGAACCUACUAUAAGGUCAUGGGUUAUGAACCUACUAUAAGGUCAUGGGUUAUGAACCUACUAUAAGGUCAUGGGUUAUGAACCUACUAUAAGGUCAUGGGUUAUGAACCUACUAUACUCUAAGUCACUUAGGAUAAAAGCAUAUGCUAAAUGGUAUAUCUCUUUAAGGAAUACCUGGAAUAGUAUAAAGUAAUCCUUCUUCCCCCACCCCCCAUUUAAAAAAAAAUAUAAUAAAAAAAAGUGGUUGUCUCACUGGCUAUCAUAAGUUGAAUGCACCAAUUUGUAUGUCGCUCUGGAUAAGAGCGUCUGCUAAAUGAUGUAAAUUUACAUGUAAAUCUUCAUGCUGUGUUCCAGGACCCAGGGAGUGAUGAUGAGUGUAUUUCUAUCGGAGACUUCUCCUUUGACCCCUACAAGCUGAUCUGCUGCUCGCUGGAGAGUGGUAACGUGCUGUCUCACGGGUCAGGAGGGAAGGGAUACGGCCUCGCCACCACAGCCAUCAACUCCGGCUGCUUCAUAUGGAAGGUAGGGGGAGAUAUUAAAGUACUUUAUUUAAUGAGGAGAACUGUUGCACACCCAGGGACCUGAGUAAAUGUUCAGGAUAGUAUAAGAUGGAUCAGGAGGGAAGGGGUAUGGCCUCGCCACUCCAUCACCUCAGGCUGCUUAAUAAUAUAAUAAUAUGCCAUUUAGCAGACGCUUUUAUCCAAAGCGACUUAGUCAUGUGUGCAUACAUUUUUGUGUAUGGGUGGUCCCGGGGAUCGAACCCACUAUCCUGGCGUUACAAGCGCCAUGCUCUACCAGCUGAGCUACAGAGGACCACAUGGACGGUAGACUGUCUGUACUAGAUAAUCAGUGUGUUUUUACGGGGAUCCAUUUUAGCAAGGUGAGGCACAGAAUCGCUCAUCUUGAUCGUACUGAGUUGUAAUAUUUCGGAUGCUUGAUUUUGUAGACAAGUGAUUCUGCACAGUUUGACGGCGAUGACGAUCUCAGACAUGCACCGUGAUUUAAAACAUAUGCUAAUUUGCUAGCAAGUUAAGUUGCCUAAAUCAUAAUCAGGAAACAUUGUAUCCUCCUAUGCCACGUCUUCAUCGCCAUCCUCCAGUUCAACAUCACCAAGGAGAACAAGGGGAAUGAGGGCACCUGUAUCGGGGUGUCUCGCUGGCCCAUCCGGGACUACAACCAUCGCACCACCACAGACAUGUGGCUGUACCGUGCCUACAGUGGCAGCCUGUACCACGGAGGGGAGCUGGGCCGGGCCCUGCCAUCCUUCACUCAGGGAGACACCAUCACCUGCAUCCUGGACAUGGAGGCUAGGACCAUCUCUUUCGCCAAGAACAACAAGGUCUGUAUAAUGUACAGCCUGGGGAGGAGGGGAAUUCAGUUCAAAGGGCAAUUAUUACCAUACAAUAUGAUACUUUUAUUGUCCAUUUCCAUGAGAAUUGUUGCUGGCAGGCUUAGGAUAUUGGUUUGAAUAUCAUUAAGACAUGACUAAAACGGUGUCUUUUUGACAGGAGCCUAAGCUGGCUUUUGAAGGUGUGGAGGCCACAGAGUUGUACCCCUGUGUGUUAUUCUACAGCAGCAACCCUGGAGAGAAGGUGUGCAUCAUGUCUUCAGUUGGCUCUUUUAAUACAAGACGGUAUCUUCAAAAAUGUUUCAUAGACAUCUAAGUUACAAGCAUACCUCUAUCAGUCUGCUUUCAAUGGACUAAAGUAGGACUCACCAUAACCCUGCUCUACUCCUAGGUGGCGCUGUGUGACCUCCAGAUGAGAGGCAUGCCCAGUGACCUGCUGCCUGGUGAACCCCUGUGUUCCCCCCGCACCACAGUGCUGCUGGAGGCCACGGUUCAGCUCCUCCGCAGGCUGCACCAGUGUGACGGCUACUGGACACAACACAUCAACCAGCACAUGCAGAGCCGGCUGGAGCUCAUAGGACCGCUCAUGAAGGAGGGAGGCCUGGGGACUGUCAAACAUGGUCAGCCACUGGGCGCACACACUAGUAAUCUGAUAUAUUUAGCAUUUUACAUUUUAGUCAUUUAGCAGACGCUCUUAUCCAGAGCGACUUACAGUUAGUGCAUUCAUCUUAAGAUAGCUAGGUGGGACAACCACAUAUCACAGUACAUUUUUCCUCAAUAACGUAGCUAUCAGUAGAGUAAGAGCUAGAAGGGGGGUGGGGUCAAGUGCUGGUUAAGUUAAAAAAAUAUAUAUAUAUAAAUAUAUACAGUGAGGGACAAAAGUAUUUGAUCCCCUGCUGAUUUUGUACGUUUGCUCACUGACAAAGACAUGAUCAGUCUAUAAUUUUAAUGGUAGGUUUAUUUGAACAGUGAGAGACAGAAUAACAACAAAAAAAUCCAGAAAAAUGCAUGUCAAACAUUUUAUGAAUUGAUUUGCAUUUUAAUGAGGGAAAUAAGUAUUUGACCCCUCUGCAAAACAUGACUUAGCACUUGGUGGCAAAACCCUUGUUGGCAAUCACAGAGGUCAGACGUUUCUUGUAGUUGGCCACCAGGUUUGCACACAUCUCAGGAGGGAUUUUGUCCCACUCCUCUUUGCAGAUCUUCUCCAAGUCAUUAAGGUUUCGAGGCUGAUGUUUGGCAACUCGAACCUUCAGCUCCCUCCACAGAUUUUCUAUGGGAUUAAGGUCUGGAUACUGGCUAGGCCACUCCAGGACCUUAAUGUGCUUCUUCUUGAGCCACUCCUUUGUUGCCUUGGCCGUGUGUUUUGGGUCAUUGUCAUGCUGGAAUACCCAUCCACAACCCAUUUUCAAUGCCCUGGCUGAGGGAAGGAGGUUCUCACCCAAGAUUUGACGGUACAUGGCCCCAUCCAUCGUCCCUUUGAUGCGGUGUACACAUGUACAUAUUACCUCAAUUACCUCGACUAGCCUCCCUACUGUUAUUUUACUGCUGCUAUUUUUUACUUAUCUAUUUUUUACUUAACACAUAUUUUUCUUAAAACUGCAUUGUUGGUUAAUGGCUUGUAAUUAAGCAUUUCACUGUAAGGUCUACGCCUGUUGUAUUCGGCACAUGUGGCAAAUAACAUUUGAUUUGAUUUGAAGCUACAAAAUAACAAAAUUGGAUAAUCUGUAAGUAACUAGGUAAAAUGAGAGAGUGGUGGGAGCCUUCCACGAACAACUCUGCAGAACCGUCUUCGUUUCGACGACACGGCUGCCGCUUAUAGCGGCCGCUUAGCAACCAGGGGAGAAUGAAGAACUAUCACUAAUUGCUAAUUGCCUAGCAGAGGUGGAGAGCACACCUCAUUUUACUAAUUGCUGAUUGCCUAGCAGAGGUGAAACCACUCCCCCUCCGAUACAGCCACUGAUUACCAAAACAAGUCACAAAUUGCCCUGCCCCUUGAUCCUGGUUGAUGUGCCAACAACAAUCUGCAAAUUAUGAGCAGUCAGCAGUUCACACACCAAAUAGCCCACUGGGAAGACAGGCAGCACUUAAAGUAGAUGGCCCUAGCUAGCAACAAGACAGUACUAGACAACAACAGGAAAAUACAAAAAAAAUAAAGGUAUCCCUCCUGGAGAUAUCAGGAGUCCUCCAGCUAUAGAAUAAAGCACACUGAGAUGGAGCCUGAGAAGCUAUUUACAUACACUCAGAAAAGAGAUGAAACCACUCCCCCUCCAUUACAGCCACUGAUUACCAAAACAAGUCACACAUUACACACCUGAAUACAUUCACAGAAUAGAGAAAGAGCUCAAACUAACUGUAGCUAUUCAGCAAUGUCUGGAAGGCUAGUGGUAUUUGAAGAAGGUAUUACUAUGCUAUGAUCGGGAUGUGGUUGUUUUACCUACUUUAGUUGAAUACACUGAUUUAAGUCUCAGUGUGUUCUGCUUCAGCCUAUCUCUGACUAAAAUGUAAAUGUAGCCUAAAAUAGAAAAAUAUGAAAAGUAACUGUCACUAUUCAACAGCAUCUGGAGUUCCUUUGUCUGAUUUCUUUUCUGUCCCUCUUCAUCCAGCAGGCCUGAGCCCUAAAGGAGUUGCUGAAAGGGAGAAGGACAAGGAGCAGGUCGGUAGCGGUAUUGGAGAGGAGUCUGUAGGCCCAGGGGACUUGGUGACGGGACCCUCAGGCCUCUCUGAGACCCAGCUGGGUGCUCUUUGCUCUGAGGUGUGGCCGGUGCUGGCCGUGAUCGGAGGAGUGGACAGUGGGCUACGGGCAGGGGGGCUCUGCCUGCACAAACCCAGUGGGAGAAGGGCCACCCUGCUGGGGGUACUGAAGGAAGGAAGCCUCCUAGCCAAGCUCCAAUGGGAGGAGGCUGACCUCUCUGUCAGGUAUUACAGUACAGAUUAUAUAUACGCACAGAGACAAACAGAUGCGUGGACACACACACUCAACUGUAGAGAUUUUUUUCAUGCACAGUGCUGUUUAUUUCCAGAUGUAACUUUUGUGAUAGCAAAGCAACAAUAGAUGUCUUACAAGAUGAUUUUAUCAUAGGAAUGCUUUUACAAGAUCUGCAUCAAACUGAACUGUUUCCUUAAUUCAUCUCUAGCCCUCUCUGUCUCCAGUUCUAUCCUGUUCUGUUGUGCAUGUCUGUCUGUCUGUCUGUCUCCAGUUCCAUCCUGUUCUGUUGUGCAUGUCUGUCUGUCUGUCUGUCUGUCUGUCUGUCUGUCUGUCUGUCUGUCUGUCUGUCUGUCUGUCUGUCUGUCUGUCUGUCUGUCUGUCUGUCUGUCUGUCUGUCUGUCUGUCUGUCUGUCUGUGCAGUUCCAUCCUGUUCUGUUGUGCAUGUCUGUCUGUCUGUUUAUUUCUGUUCUGUUUUAAUCCUGUCUUUCCCUUGGUUACCUAAUUCACCCUUCUUACCUUUACUUUUUCUUCCUUUUUCUUUCCCUUCUUCAUCCCCUCCCUCCCUCUCCAUUUGUUUCAUGUCCUGGUUCUCUCACCACUAACCAAAGCUUCCUGAAUUCUUGGUCACCCAGCGACACCCCGCUCUCCUCCUUGGAGCCCUGUGACGUGCCCCAGUGUGACAUCAGCAGAUUCCGAGGCCUCAAACCCUCUGUCCUCUUAGACCUGAUCUUCCUGACCGGCCUCCUGGAGGAGCAGGAGGAGGCCCGGGGACGAGGAGGAGGUGCAGGGAGAACCAGGAAGAGCUGCUCCUCCGAACAGGAAGAGGAGGGAUGGAGCGUCCCGUGGAGCGUGCUGGAACGCAGGCUGGAUGAAGACAUCGCCCGCGUCAUGAUGGACGAUGAUGACAUUGAAAGAGGCACAGGGCUUACAGAGGAGAGGAAAGCGAGGGAAGGAGAGAAGGAGAGGGACAGUCACCCGUCCCCAACUAGAGCUCUCUCAGAGUCCUGUGACGAUCCAGAGGAGGGUAGUACCUCAUCCUCCUGCCCGCCAACCCCAACCCCAACCCUACCGACCCCCACCACCCAGCAGACCAAGCCCCAGCCGGAUGUCUUCUCCCUGGAGCUCCGGGCUGUGAGGGUUUCCUACCUCCUGCUGGGGGCCUUAAAGUCCCUGGCUGUCAUCCUCAGCUGUGGGAAGUUGACUGACCUGCUGCUGGUGCCGAAGCAUCAAGACCCCUCUACUGCUGCCAGCCUGACCAGUACCAGCCCUGACCAGGCUAAGCCAGGCUGCUCUGGUUUGAGCCCUGCCCCGGCCGGAGAAGACAGCAACGCUGCUGAAAUGAGGUAGAUUGAUUUUGAUUUUGAAUUAAUAAUAUAAUACUUAUAUAUGAUUUUAUAUAGUGCUUUUCAAAUACCCAAAUAUAAUGAAAUUACAUAUACAGUUAAAAAACAAGCGGUCAUUUAAAAAAAACUAUCAAGCAUAACUCUGUCGUUGAAUUCCAGUAUUUCCAUGAUGGUGUUUCUAGGUCUGUGCUACAGUUCAUGGUGAGGAGCAUGGUGAAGUGGGCUGUGCGACCCUGCCCUAUCAAACCGAGCGUGGCCCUGCCAGACCUGGAGAGAGCUCAGGUCAUGAUCUUCAAAGGAGCGCUCAGCACACUGCAGGAGGACAAAGGAGCCAAAGACAGGAAGGGUACUAGUACUGUUAUUAUUGAGUUAUAGAAAUGUCUAGAAUAGACGUAUAGUCCUCCGUUUUGGCCAGUCGAACAUGGCUUCAUAUUUCUAUCUGGGUUAUUAUGUGAAAGGUUAAGCUUUAACAAGUGGUACGCAAUUCUCGUUUUUUUUUUUUGAGCUGUUCAAAAUGGAAGGUGUUUUUGCAGUUUAGCUUGUUGCUGCCACUGAAGAACAGUAGGAAACAGUUUCUCUACUUUCUCCCUGUAGAGCCUGGUCACCCCUCCUCGUCCCAGCCGGUGUCCAAGUCUUCCAGCUCUGUGUCUCUCUACAGCACGGGGUCAGAGGGCACCGCCAUCUUCGGCCAAUCAAACGGAGCCUCUGCCUCGUCCUCCACCAAUGACCUGGCUGCUUCUCUGCUCUCUGCGCUGCAGGCUGAUGGCCUGGAGAACUUUAACCCUUUCCUCCCCAUCAACCUCCUGCAGUGAGUACAGAUCCAUACAUAGAUUUAUAUUUCUAUGUCAAUUUAUUUCUAUGUUAUGGUACGUUUAGUUAUUAAUGAAGGUUAAUGUCUGAAUCACAGUAGUUCUCAGUCCUUUUCAGGGCACACACACACACACACACACACACACACACACACACACACACACACACACACACACACACACACACACACACACUUUCCAUUGACAGCCUGGGUUGAUGAUGUUCUUGCUCCAGAUCCAUAUCAGUCGGCAGCUCGUCUGAGACGCAGAAGACUCAGAGUGGUGGUGAGUGUGUGAAAUGAGCCUGUGCUCUGUCUAACCCUCCCAAGGUUUCAGCUCUGCUGCAACUCUGCCUGGCUCUAAUCUAACUGCUGGCUUCCCAAAGACGAGCAGACUUACAGCACAGUUCAACUCUAUGAGCCGGUUUCCUGGACAUUUUCAAUGGAGCAACCGGCCCUACAUGUUAAAUGUAACAAACGUUUUCUACCUCUGAUGAUGAGGCUGUGAAGAUAAUUGGAAGACUCUAUUGUUACCAUACUCCAUUCUGUGGCCUCCCUCUGUCCAGGAACGUCUAGUCCUAACACACAACUCCGCUGUCUUUGUGCUAAAUGCAGCCCACUACCACUGUGUUGUUGGCUUGGCUUCCUCUAGGCGGAUGGUGUUAGCACGGUUCCCUACCCUGGCUGGCCUGGUUAAUAACCCCCCCAUGUUGCACGGUCCAGGCCCAGGCUUUGGCCUGGCCACCUCGUCUUCCUGUGAGGGCUUCACAGAGCAGCAGACCAGCUUCAUGGAGCCCUGCGCUAAUACUCAGUCCAGGAGCCGCGGCGCGGGUAAGAGAAACGCUUGUAGAGAAAUGCAUGGAAGAUUGAAGGCUAUUUGGCUGCGUGUAGACAGGCAGCCCAAUUCUGAUUAUUUUUCCCAAUUAUUGGCUAAAGAUCUGAUCUGAUUGGUUAAAAGACCAAUUAGUGGCAAAAGAUCAGAAUUGAUCUGCAUGUGUAAACAGCCUUUUAUGGUGUGCUGCCCAUCUCUUUCAAUAAGAGAACCAGUCACACAGCAACACGGACGAUCUAGCCUGGUCCCAGAUAUGUGUGCAGUUGGCUAUACAGCGCAGACAGGUCUGAGAGCAGGCUACAGAUCAGCUCCGCUCCGUCAAUAACAGGACGGGAUAGAUACCGUGUCGCUCACGGGGAAGUUUAUGUCUGUCUGUCUGCAUGUCAUGGCAUGUUGAAUGACAUGUCCAGCUAAUGUUCAUUACUCUAGUUAUUUUUGUUAUGGGGUGCUUGAUUUUGACAACCAGAGCUUGUGGAUUUUCUGUCAUUUUGAAUGGGUUUGUGAAUUUGUAUAUGAAGAGUUGAUUGAUGCCUGCAUGAAAUCAGUUUGUCAUCUACUCACAUUGCUUGAAUGGAACCAUUUUAAUUUUGUGUUGAAAAUGAACAGUCAUGAGUAGAACGACACGAAGCCCUCUACGUGUAAAAUUCAUCCAGUUCUUUCUGUAUAAACCAAAGAAUUUUAGGAUGGUGACAAUUGUUUUGGGAAAGGUGCAGCUUGCUCAAUGAGUUCACACUUCCGUUGUCUGUGCUUGCCUUCAGGUCCAUAGUGUACUGUUCUGCAAAUCAAUUUAGGGACUGCCUCUGGUAAAAACAAGUUCACUUUUUUCUUUGUAGGGACUAAAGUCCAACUGUUACUGCAGUGGUACUCACAGUGCGUUCGGAAAGUAUUCAGAACCCCUUCCCGUUUUCCACAUUUUGUUACGUUACAGCCUUAUUCUAAAAUUGCUUAAAUAAAUAAAAAUCCUCAUCAAUCUACACACAAUACCCCAUAAUGACAAAGCAAAAACAGGUUUUUGUAAAUAUUUGCAAAUGUAUUAAAAAUAAAAAAAAACAUAAAUGCCUUAUUUUACUGUAUAUUACUACUGCAAUACUUUUGCAUUUCAGCAUGAUAGGAUGUUGUCGUUGCCUUCAUUGUAUGUUGACAUGUUAAACAUUUUACUGUCGAUGACAGAUUUGUUGGCUUGUUUUCCCUUUCUUUACCUUGUUUCUCCUCAAUUUCUAGAACGGCCUCAAAUGUUUGUCCCAGUCCGCUUACUAGAAAUGGGCUUCUCUAUGAGACAUAUCUACAAGGCCAUGGAGGCAGCAGGUAUUGCUGUCGCUGUGCUCUGUGUGUUUAGUGUGGUGUUUACUGUGCUCCAUCCGCUUUCUGUGUUGUCGGCUAGUUUCUGCUUUUCCAGAGUUUUUUUUUUGUGUGUGUUUUUUUAGGCCUACUCCUAUGGCUUUCCUCUUUGCAUGCGGCCUAUCGAAAUGUGGCGUAGAAUACACACUGGUAUAUUACAAUCAGGGGUAGGAACUGAAAUUAUUUUCCAAUCGUUUCGUCCUAAAAAAUAACCAUUAUUUUUUUCCAUUCCAUUCCACUGUUCCGACAAGCAAAAUAUAAGUUCUGAACCGGUUAGAACCAAAAACAAAAGUUACGGUUAAUAUUUUUUCUGUUCCUUUUAAACCUCAGAAACAUAUUAUUUUUACAUUUAGCUCGACGUUAAAUGACUUCACCAAUCAGUGCGGGUAGAGCAGCUUGCUAUGGUGCAGGCAAGCUAUAGUUGUUUACAUGCGUGAUGGAUAGAGUGUAGGGCGCGAGAUGCGACUGACAUUUUUCUGGUGGCGAGAAAGCGAGAGAGAGAGAGAGGGUGGAGGCUUGGCUUGAAGCGCUGGGCAUCUUGUUAUGACAUGCAUUAUCUGAAUUAGGCCCACAUAAUUAUACCUACGGAGGAGCAACCUCUAUGGAGGACCUUUUAAAUGUCUUUGAACUUCCGAAAGUUUGCUUAAUGUUGGACAAGAGCUAGCUAGCUAACAAGCUUGUGUGUGCAGAGCAGCACCAGAAUUAAAAACACUUCUUAACUUUUUGUAGUUCAUAAAUCCAAUGUGAAACGUGAUAACUGUAGUAUCCUUCACUAGCAUUGAAAAAGUUAAUGCAUUCUUCGCUAAUAAAAAAUCUCUCUCUAAUUUCUGAAUCACGCUUGUACGUCAGUAGGAUACAGUAGCCUAUUGUUCGGAGGGGGAGGGGCAGGUAACCUGCACACACUGGCAAAGAUUUUCAGCUGGCAGGCAGACACUGGAAGAAGUUUCUGAGUGACAGAGUGAGUGCUUUGCUGCGUUUUUUUGUGGACUGGAAAAAUAUUCCUGAAACAUAAAAUAACAUUAUUAACCGGUUCCCAUGCUUUUAAAAUAACGGUUCUGUUCCGGAAGAGUGUAGAUCACUUUCGUUCCCGGUUCUGAUUCUGUUCCUCUAAAAAUGUUGUUCUUUCCUUGUUUUCGGUUUUGUUCCCUUAACAGGUUCCAACUCCUGAUUACAAUAGACACUAGUAUAUUAUUAUUCAUAGAUGUUGUUAGGCAUUUAGAUUAUAAAUCGUAAAAUUACAUAUCGUGAUUCAUGAAUGUAACUUUUUCAAACCAGCCAGCAAGUAUGUGAAAUGAUAGGCUCAUGGUGAUACAACUGGUCAUUUUCUGUUCCCUCUCCUUGGCAUACUGUACCCCACUCAAAUCUAUCUGGCUCCUUCUCAAUUAAGCCCUGUUAACCAGGUUUCUGGAUUAUUUGAUCAAAUUUUACUGUAUAGUGAGAAAGGAUUUUAGAUAUUGAUAUUGAUUGAUAUACAUUUCAGGUUAAUUGUAAACACCACUGUUUUGUUAAACACAUGAAUCCGCAUGUGCAUGUUUUCAAUACUAAUUAUAUUUGAUGCUUAUCCUGAAUACCUAGUCAUUGAAUUAGAUUGAAUAGGGCCCUCACUCUCUCCGCCUCUCUCACACUUUUGCUUGACUUCUUUACUCCUUUCCUAGUACUGUCGUCCAUCUUCCCUAUAUUAGUUUGAUUGAAUGUACUUCCAUCACAAACUUUCAAAUCUAACACUGUGUGUAAUGUGUCCCUUUCAAAUGAUUGACUUUGACUUGUCAUUGCCUUUAUGCAAUAUCCCCCUUUUUAAAAAGGGCCUGUGUCCCCUCACCUGGACUUGAUCUCUUACCUCUCCUUGACCUUUGACCCCAGGUGUGGCAGGUGAGGUAGACUCGCGGACCAUCGAGGUGCUGGCUAGCUGGAUGUUGGAGCACCCCCUGACUCAGGAGCUGCAGAUGGAGACCCAGCCAGCAGGAGGAUCCACCACUGAAACCCCCUCCCCUGACGGACCGGAGACCGUCCAAUGCCCCGAGGCCCCCACCAGCGAACCCAAUGAAAGGUCAGACAGAACUACAGAAACAAACUUUUUGUUUUGAUUCUUUUUUAUUAUUUAUUAUUUAUAGUGGAGCUGUGUCGAUUAAUCAGCCAGGAGUUAUUAAGGGUAGGAGAGCUGUGUCGAUUAAUCAGCCAGGAGUUAUUAAGGGUAGGAGAGCUGUGUCGAUUAAUCAGCCAGGAGUUAUUAAGGGUAGGAGAGCUGUGUCGAUUAAUCAGCCAGGAGUUAUUAAGGGUGGGAGAGCUGUGUCGAUUAAUCAGCCAGGAGUUAUUAAGGGUGGGAGAGCUGUGUCGAUUAAUCAGCCAGGAGUUAUUAAGGGUGGGAGAGCUGUGUCGAUUAAUCAGCCAGGAGUUAUUAAGGGUAGGAGAGCUGUGUCGAUUAAUCAGCCAGGAGUUAUUAAGGGUAGGAGAGCUGUGUCGAUUAAUCAGCCAGGAGUUAUUAAGGGUGGGAGAGCUGUGUCGAUUAAUCAGCCAGGAGUUAUUAAGGGUGGGAGAGCUGUGUAGAUUAAUCAGCCAGGAGUUAUUAAGGGUGGGAGAGCUGUGUCGAUUAAUCAGCCAGGAGUUAUUAAGGGUGGGAGAGCUGUGUCGAUUAAUCAGCCAGGAGUUAUUAAGGGUAGGAGAGCUGUGUCGAUUAAUCAGCCAGGAGUUAUUAAGGGUGGGAGAGCUGUGUCGAUUAAUCAGCCAGGAGUUAUUAAGGGUGGGAGAGCUGUGUCGAUUAUCAGCCAGGAGUUUAUUAAGGGUGGGAGAGCUGUGUCGAUUAAUCAGCCAGGAGUUAUUAAGGGUGGGGAGAGCUGUGUCGAUUAAUCAGCCAGGAGUUAUUAAGGGUGGGAGAGCUUGUGUCGAUUAAUCAGCCAGGAGUUAUUAAGGGUGGGAGAGCUGUGUCGAUUAAUCAGCCAGGAGUUAUUAAGGGUGGGAGAGCUGUGUCGAUUAAUCAGCCAGGAGUUAUUAAGGGUAGGAGAGCUGUGUCGAUUAAUCAGCCAGGAGUUAUUAAGGGUGGGAGAGCUGUGUCGAUUAAUCAGCCAGGAGUUAUUAAGGGUGGGAGAGCUGUGUCGAUUAAUCAGCCAGGAGUUAUUAAGGGUGGGAGAGCUGUGUCGAUUAAUCAGCCAGGAGUUAUUAAGGGUGGGAGAGCUGUGUCGAUUAAUCAGCCAUAAAUUCAACAUACAUUUAUUUAUUUAUUAAAGAAGCAUGUCAGUUUGAGAGAUCAAGAUUGAGAGCAACAGAUUGUUUCUGUGGAUAAAGAUUGUGUUGGCUUGGUUGAGUUGGAAGAUGAGUUACUGUUAUUGUGUUGCAGUCUGCUGGCAGGCCUGGACCAGGUGGAGAGGGAGAACUUCCUAGAUGUUCACCUGACCAGGAACAGGCCUCCCCCGGCCAGACGCCAGCGCUCCAGCUUGGGGCACAGAACCUCCUUUAGGAGAGCAGGUCAGCACGGCCUCCAACAGGAAGAUAUUUGGAUAGCUGACCUGAAGCUCUCUGUCUGUGACAUUGAUGGGUUUCUAUCUGAGGCUAAGGGGAUAUCAUGCGGUGUCCCUCGGGGCUCAAUACUAGGACCGCUACUGUUCCUGUUGUAAAUUAAAUGCCGGCAGCAGUGAAAUGUGUACUCCUGCUGUAUGCAGACAACUCUGCCUUGCUGGUGUUAGGAAAGGAUUCUGGGUGGAUUGAGGGGCAUUAAGCAAAGUGUUGUACAAUGCUUUCAUAUGUUAUCCUGUGGGGGGCUAUGUUAAUAUGUUAUCCUGUGGGGGGCUAUGUUAAUAUGUUAUCCUGUGGGGGGCUAUGUUAAUAUGUUAUCCUGUGGGGGGCUAUGUUAAUAUGUUAUCCUCUGGGGGGCUAUGUUAAUAUGUUAUCCUGUGGGGUGCUAUGUUAAUAUGUUAUCCUCUGGGGGGCUAUGUUAAUAUGUUAUCCUGUGGGGGGGCUAUGUUCAUAUGUUAUCCUGUGGGGGGCUAUCUGUCUUUUUAAGUGUAAAAAAGAAGGGGGGAAAAGACUAGUAAGAGACAGUCAUUUACUGUCCAUUGUGACUCUUGUUCUUGCUAACCUACUAUAUUUCCACCACCAUCCUUUCUUCCUCCAGACUCUCCGUCCCCCAACCCCAUCCCACCGCCGUACAGGCAGGACCCAGGGGUGUCUGAGUGGCCGGAGCGGGCGGAGACGCACCCCUUCGCUGCUGAGGAGGAGUCAGAGUUGGGGUACAUGGAUGACCCCUACCAUGAAGAGCCCUACGACGAGCUACAGUUUAGAGAGUUCAUCAGCUCAGAGAGAGACACCCUCUGGAUGGUCGAGGUACUACAUCACAUUUCACAAUCACAGAGCCUGGAAAGAUAUAUAAGCGCGAUGACGUUUAGGUUAAAAACAUGACGUUUCGGCCGCCAACGGCCUUCAUUAAAAAGAACAAACGGUAGUACAGAACUAGGCAAAAAAAGGGUUUAGGCCAGGUUUGGAAUCAAUUCCAUUUCAAAUCAGUCAAUUCAGGCAGGUAACUGUUGAAGUUGAAUUGAUCCCAACCCUGGGUCAGUCCAGUUGACAUUGUUGUUGUUUCCCCCAGGGGGGCGAGGAGCACCACGAGCCCCAUGAGAUGGUGGAGUGUGAGCUGUGUUCCACCCUGACCCUGCAGUUCAACAACCACAUGAAGAGGCACCACCCGGGCUGCGGCCAGAGCGCUGGGAGGCGAGGGUACCGCUCCACCGGGGCAUACGUGGACGGGUGGUUCGGAGGGGAGUGCGGGUCCGGUAGCCCCUACUACCUGCUCUGUAGCACCUGUAGAGAGAAGUACCUGGCAGCUAACCUGGGGGAGAUUGGAUCCAAACAUGACCGGUGAGUAAGAAAUGCACCUUAUGCUUAAGGAUGCCUUUUCGUGCAGGAGUCACACACACGCUCGCAUAUUGCUCUUUUUCAUGGUCCUUCGAGCCGGAUAGAUGUGUAUGCUUGUUAAAAGUACAACAACAUUUCAGUCUGUCAGUUACUCCCAGGCAUACUGUUCCUCUCUCCUCAGAAUGAAAGGGCUUGCUUCUGAUUUGAUUGGACGACUGGACAGCACCUCCGAUGGUAAGGAUUUGACCCCAGGAUUUUUCACAGGAAAAAUGCUUUCUUCUGCUCUGUGAGUAAUAUGUUCAGAAGUUUAAGUGACUCCCCUUGACCUCUUAUUCAAGAUUUGAGUCAUGCCUCAGUGAACCAAGGUUUUCUUCUGAUAAAUGUGCUCGGAGACAGUGAAUCAUCUGGUGAAUCAUAUCCAGGUCCUCCUCGUAAAAGAGGUUUCUAACCUCAACGGUCUUUUCCUGGAUAAAUAAAGGUUCAAUGAAAAUAUGAGUAAAUACAUUGAAAAUAAAUAAAGACUCAUGGAGGUAUCUUCUUCUUCCACCCAGAAGACUGGGAGUUGGGGCAGCUACACGACUGUGACCCAGACCGGCUGACUGGCCUGGAGGACUUUGGGGUGUUGCUGAGGCCUCUGGGUCUGAGUGAGAAGAAACUGGUGCCAGACCCCAUUCCCUUCACAGAGAACGACCCGCUGGGAGCUCUGGUCAACAGCACCAGCAACCCUGACGGGUCCAUGAUCCAGAAAGGUACUGUAUUUCACAUGGAGCAAACUAGAGUUGCAGAAAUCCCCAAAUUGUACCAAAACUCCUUGGUUGGAGGAUUUCUGCAAUCAACAGGGAAUAAGCUGCAAGGCAAUCCUCCAACCUACAAUCCUUCAACUGGGAUUUCUGGAAAAAAUUAGAGAAUUCUGGUGAACGUUUUCAGGACUUUUACAACCCUACAGCAAACAAUACAGGCCAAAUGAUGUGAAAAUAUUUUUUUAAAAGGCUCACAUAGAUUUUGUAAUGUAUUGUGUAUCUUUGGUGUACAGGUGUGGUCAGCACUGACCCUAAGGGGUUAGGUCCCUCUGGCCGUCUGAGUCUGGGGGAGCAGGCAGCAUUGCUGAGAGACCCUCAGGACAGACUGCAGGCUCUAAGGAGAGUGACCUCUACGGCCCAGAUACUACUGGCGUACAGCAUGGUGAUGAGGGCACUCUCCCAGACAUCCUCCAGGUUUGUUGGGUUGUUUAUUUGGAUCGAUAUCCCCACAAUGCGGGUUAGCCUAAUGUUCAGAGAGUCCAGCAACAUUUUACAUUUACAUUUUAGUCAUUUUAGCGGACGCUCUUAUCCAGAGCGACUUACAGUUAGUGAGUGCAUACAUUUUCAUACUGGCACCCCGUGGGAAUUGAACCCACAACCCUAGCGUUGCAAACACCAUGCUCUACCAACUGAGCUACACAGUGGCUACCCUCCAGGCUCCUCCUCUGAUGAGGUAUUUCAAUACACAUUUGCUACUGAAAACUAGCUUAUUUCACCCACAACGUUGUUUUGUUAGUCUUAUGAAACCUUUUAAAUUGGUGUGAAACCAGUGACCUGCAAGCUUCUGUUAUUGUUUUUCUGACAGGCCAAAUGUCAGACUAUUCUUCAAACAAUUCCUGUGCCGUUGUUCUAGUGAUGAAGUGAUUUUAAAAUGGUACGCAUCAUAUGUUACAGUUGAUAGCUCAGUAUUAGAACACUACAGGGAUGGGCUGUGAUCUGUUACCUGUAGAACACUGCAGGGCUGUGAUCUGUUACCUGUAGAACACUGCAGGGCUGUGAUCUGUUACCUGUAGAACACUGCAGGGCUGUGAUCUGUUACCUGUAGAACACUGCAGGGCUGUGAUCUGUUACCUGUAGAACACUGCAGGGCUGUGAUCUGUUACCUGUAGAACACUGCAGGGCUGUGAUCUGUUACCUGUAGAACACUGCAGGGCUGUGAUCUGUUACCUGUAGAACACUGCAGGGCUGUGAUCUGUUACCUGUAGAACACUGCAGGGCUGUGAUCUGUUACCUGUAGAACACUGCAGGGCUGUGAUCUGUUACCUGUAGAACACUGCAGGGCUGUGAUCUGUUACCUGUAGAACACUGCAGGGCUGUGAUCUGUUACCUGUAGAACACUGCAGGGCUGUGAUCUGUUUACCUGUAGAACACUGCAGGGCUGUGAUCUGUUACCUGUAGAACACUGCAGGGCUGUGAUCUGUUACCUGGAGAACACUGCAGGGCUGUGAUCUGUUACCUGGAGAACACUGCAGGGCUGUGAUCUGUUACCUGUAGAACACUGCAGGGCUGUGAUCUGUUACCUGUAGAACACUGCAGGGCUGUGAUCUGUUACCUGUAGAACACUGCAGGGCUGUGAUCUGUUACCUGUAGAACACUGCAGGGUUUCCCCCUCAAUGAAUACAAGUUGUUCCCUCUAUCACCCUCCCUCUCUUGUCUGUCUCUCUCUCCCUCCCCCCCUCCCUCGCUCUCUACUCCCCUCUCUCUCCCUCCCCUCUCUCUCCCUCCUCCCUCCCCCUCUCUCUCCCUCUCAUCUCCGCCUCUCUCUCUCCUCCCUCUCUCUCUCUCUCUUCUCUCUCUCUCUCUCUACUCUCUCUCUCUCUCUCUCUCUCUCUCCUCUCUCUCUCUCUCCCUCCCCCUCUCGCCCUCUUCUCUCUGCCCCCCCCCCCCCCCCCCCCCCCUACUUUUAUUAAUUUUCUACUUCUCUCCCUCUCUUUCCCAGUGUGUCAGUGUGCCGUGCCUCUAGUGGACUGGAGGCCUUGGGCCUGGCAGACAUCCGUAUCCUGGUGCGUCUGAUGUGUCUGGCAGCGGCGGGCCGGGUCCAUGCCAGUGUUGACCAGCAGGGGGAGGCAGGGGGUAGCAGAGGCUGUGGUGGGGCUACAGAGAGAAGCAGCUCUGCCCUCCUCUCCUUCCUUAGCUCAGCUAUAGGCAGCCUGGUCUCACACAGCCCCACAGCAUACAGGGAGCUGGUGGACAUCUGCACUCAGGUGUGUGAGUCUGUACUCUGGCUGGCUCCAUAUGUCUUAGACUGUCUAUCAAGGUUGGGGUAAUUCCGUUUCAAUUCAGGAAGUAAACUUCAAAUUCCAACUCCAAUUUUAGUUGCAUGUCUUACAUUUGGCGUAGUCGGUAGGAUAUGGAAUUUCAGUUUUCUUCUGGAAUUGACCCCAACCUUGGUGUCUACAUUUUUCCAUCACCGUCUAAAGAAUAUAUGGUGCUGUCAUAAAUGUAAUCUUUCUCUACUAACCCUAAUGUCACCCCUUGGUCCGGUGAUAGGAUCUGAUGGCAGCUGCCACAGGGAUGAACCUUGGUGCCAUCAGUGAUCCUGCACAGAGAGUUCGUCUGACUUCCACCCUGAAGAGGGCGCCACAACAAGACGUCACACCCCUCACACCUCCCACCUUCCUGGUCACACAGAGUCUGGUCUCCCUGCUCACAGAGAAGGGCAUCCGCUACUGCUACACUCCAGACAGAACUGUUACCGAGCCGCAUGAGUCUAAAGGUGAGAGGAAGGGACUUUUAUGCCAAAGUCACAAAAUAAGUUGUUGUGUUUGGUAAGGUAAAAAAAAUAAUGAAAUCCAGGUAGUACAUCCACAUUGCACUCUGUAACAUUUCCCCCCUACUGGACACAACCCUGGUUUAGAAACAUGGAGCUGUAGAGAGGUUUGAUUGAUUGGUGCUACCUCAUGACGGCUGUUGUGUUUCCCCGAUUGGUCCAGGUCCAGACGCUGGUAGCCCAUCUGCUGCUGUACCUCCUCCCCAGGCAGGGGCGAGAGUGGGACCCUCUGGAGCUGGCCAACGCCCUGGCUGCCUGUGCCCUGUCUGCCAGGCUGACCAGUAAACACCGUCAGUGGGCAACCCAGCAGCUGGUCCAGGCCCUGGCAGCCUCAGAGAGGCAGAGGGACAACCCCAUCCGGCCUCAGACCUACAGCGACAUGGCUGGAGACCUGAGGAAGUGUCCUCUGAAGAAGCUAGAGGGACAUCACGGCAGGGUACGGGACUAAGAUACUUAGGCUAUUUCCCAAUUUGCCUUUCCUCAAAUAUUCAUAUCCUCUCUCCUCACAUCCUUCUGAAAACGCAUUGAAGGAGACGGUCCGAGGGGAGGGACCUUGGACCAUCUCCUCCAAUGCGGUUUGAGGAGACGAGGAGAGAGGAAAGAGUAAUUGAAAAAGCCCCAGUGAAAGUUAUGCUUACUAAUGAGGUUCCUAUGAUUUUAAGUUCCUGUUUGUUGGAUACUGAUGUUGACCUGGUGGUUGUUGUUGCAGGUGACCAGCUGUACGUGGAACAAUGAGCAGGGUCUGUUGGCCACUGGAGCUCAGGACGGGACAGUCAGACUGUGGGACGUCAACCAGAACACUGCUGACCUGCAGUGCACACACUCCUGUAGCAUCAGGUGAGGGAACACGCUAGAUAUCGCCAUGACAUACAGUAUGGGUCAAUACUUCAGAAAUGCAUCCUACUUUGAGGUAAGCACAGCUCGCAUAAAUGCAAGGUUACCACCCUGUUACUUCCACCAAUGCAACCAAUUCCGAUCUGUGAUUAUUUCUGAGGAGGUUGGAAAAGAAGGAUGCCUUUCUAAGGUAUUGGAACAGGGACAUGAAAGAUGUGGUGCUGUUAGGAGUAGAGUUCAUGACAAUCCUGUCCUAUUCCCCCAGUGAUGACAGGCGGUGCUCUGAAGCAGCAGGUGGUGCUCACCUGGUUUCUGCUGUCUACUGGAGCUCAGGAGGUACCCUCCUCGCUGCCUUCCACAACAAGAUCAUCAACAUCUGGACUGUCAACGGUAUGUACAGUAGUAACUGGUCCCCCAACCUUUUAACCAUGUUUGUAGUUCAGCAGAAGUUUUCAUAUGUUCGGAUGCUCUGAUGAAGGUCAACUGUGACCGAAGGAUUGUUUCGGAUGCUCAGAUUUUUUUAUUUAUUUUUUUCACCUUUAUUUAACCAGGUAAGCCAGUUGAGAACAAGUUCUCAUUUACAACUGCGACCUGGCCAAGUUAAAGCAAAGCAGUGCGAUUAAAAACAACAACAACACAGAGUUACAUAUGGGGUAAAACAAAACAUAAAGUCAAAAAUACCACAGAAAAUAUAUAUACAGUGUGUGCAAAUGUAGCAAGUUAUGGAGGUAAGGCAAUAAAUAGGCCAUAGUGCAAAAUAAUUACAAUUGGUAUUAACAUUGGAAUGCUAGAUGUGCAAGAGAUGAUGUGCAAAUAGAGAUACUGGGGUGCAAAUGAGCAAAAUAAAUAACAAUAUGGGGAUGAGGUAGUUGGGUGGGCUAAUUUCAGAUGGGCUGUGUACAGGUGCAGUGAUCGGUAAGGUGCUCUGACAACUGAUGCUUAAAGUUAGUGAGGGAGAUAAGAGUCUCCAGCUUCAGAGAUUUGUGCAGUUCGUUCCAGUCAUAGGCAGCAGAGAACUGGAAGGAAUGGCGGCCAAAGGAAGUGUUGGCUUUGCGGAUGACCAGUGAGAUAUACCUGCUGGAGCGCAUACUACGGGUGGGUGUUGCAAUGGUGACCAAUGAGCUAAGAUAAGGCGGGGAUUUGCCUAGCAGUGAUUUAUAGAUGACCUGGAGCCAGUAGGUUUGGCGACGAAUAUGUAGUGAGGGCCAUCCAACGAGAGCGUACAGGUCACAAUGGUGGGUAGUAUAUGGGGCUUUGGUGACAAAACGGAUGGCACUGUGAUAGACCACAUCCAAUUUGCUGAGUAGAGUGUUGGAGGCUAUUUUGUAAAUGACAUCGCCGAAGUCAAGGAUCGGUAGGAUAGUCAGUUUUACGAGGGCAUGUUUGGCAGCAUGAGUGAAGGAGGCUUUGUUGCAAAAUAGGAAGCCGAUUCUAGAUUUAACUUUGGAUUGGAGAUGCUUAAUGUGAGUCUGGAAGGAGAGUUUACAGUCUAACCAGACACCUAGGUAUUUGUAGUUGUCCACAUACUCUAGGUCAUACCCGUCGAGAGUAGUGAUUCUAGUCGGGUGGGCGGGUGCCAGCAGCGUUCGAUUGAAGAGCAUGCAUUUAGUUUUACUAGUGUUUGAGCAGUUGGAGGCUACGGAAGGAGUGUUGUAUGGCAUUGAAGCUCGUUUGGAGGUUUGUUAACACAGUGUCCAAUGAAGGGCCAGAUGUAUACAAAAUGGUGUCGUCUGCGUAGAGGUGGAUCUGAGAGUCACCAGCAGCAAGAGCGACAUCAUUGAUACACAUAGAGAAAAGAGUCGGCCCAAGAAUUGAACCCUGUGGCACCCCCAUAGAGACUGCCAUAGGUCCAGAAAACAGGCCCUCCGAUUUGACACAUUGAACUCUAUCUGAGAAGUAGUUAUACUCCCGAGUGGCGCAGUGGUCUAAGGCACUGCAUCGCAGUGCUAGCUGUGCCACUAGAGAUCCUGGUUCGAAUCCAGGCUCUGUCGUAGCCGGCCGCGACCGGGAGACCCAUGGGGCGGCGCGCACAAUUGGCCCAGCGUCGUCCAGGGUAGGGGAGGGAUUUGGCCGGCAGGGGAUGUAGCUCAGUUGGUAGAGCAUGGCGUUUGCAACGCCAGGGUUGUGGGUUCGAUAGAAUAAUGUAUGCACUAACUGUAAGAGCGUCUGCUAAAUGACUUAAAUGUAAAUGUAGUUGGUGAACCAGGCGAGGCAGUCAUUUGAGAAACCAAGGCUAUUUAGUCUGCCAAUAAGAAUGCGGUGGUUGACAGAGUCGAAAGCCUUGGCCAGGUCAGUGAAGACAGCUGCACAGUACUGUCUAAUAUCGACCGCGGUUAUAAUAUCGUUUAGGACCUUGAGCGUGGCUGAGGUGCACCAAUGACCAGCUCGGAAACCGGAUUGCAUAGCGGAGAAGGUACGGUGGGAUUCGAAAUGGUCGGUGAUCUGUUUGUUAACUUGGCUUUCAAAAACUUUCGAAAGGCAGGGCAGGAUGGAUUUAGGUCUGUAACAGUUUGGAUCUAGAGUGUCACCCCCUUUGAAGAGGGGGAUGACCGCGGCAGCUUUCCAAUCUCUGGGGAUCUCAGACGUUACGAAAGAGAGGUUGAACAGGCUAGUAAUAGGGGUUGCGACAAUUUUGGCGGCUAUUUUUAGAAAGAAGGGGUCCAGAUUGUCUAGCCCAGAUGAUUUGUAGGGGUCCAGAUUUUGCAGUUGAUGAAGGUCAACUCUGACCGAAAGCUUGGCAAAAAAAAAGGGGUUUUCCUUUGCUCUUCAUUAAAUAUGUUGAAAGCAUUAAAUAUGUAUCUUAUCUGGGAUUCUGAUCAAUGGUCUUUUAAAUUAAAAUAAUCCCAAACUUUAUAAUUAAUUUAUAAUCUCUCUGUUGUGGUUCAUCCAGGAGCCCAGGGCCACAUGGAGGCCCAGCUGUCCUGGGUGACAGCCCUCUCCUGGGUGCAGACCUCCAGCCCCUUCCCCUCCCAGGGUGGCAGCGUCGGGAGGGAUGCCCAGCCAGAGAGCCUGUUGGUGGGCCGCCUGGACGGAUCCCUCUGCUGGCUGCAGGUCACUGAAGACUUCACCAUAGAGAGCACCGAGCUCACCCUCUGCCACAGGAAAGAAUGUGAGUUACAUUUAUACUGUCUGACUGCUGAUCUAUUAAGUGGCUAUUUUUAGUAUUAGUAUAUAGAGGAAACAAGUGCUCAAAUAUAGCUGCCAGCAGACACAACAUGGGUCCAAGCCAAGUAGCCAUUAAGUAAGAAAUGGCUUUUGUUUAUGACAAAUUGGUCAAUGAGUAGUGUUCUCAGUGGUCAUGGACUGGUUGAUGUGUGAUAUCUUGCUCCUCUCUCUCCCCUCCCAGCUCCUCAGUGUGUGGCGUGGCACAGUGUGGACAAGCCCUUUGCUGUGGGUUACCCUGAUGGGAAGAUCCUACUGGCCACCGCUGGAUCCUACGAGACUGAACAGCCACUAAUACUGUCUGCCUUCCCUGUAAGUCAACGCACACUUUUACAUCCAUAUAAUUGUAUAGUCAUUCACAGGCCACUCUUUAACUAACUCUGUUGUGUCGCUACCAUUGUUAUCAACAUUCUACAGACGCCGAAGCCAUAGUGAUGUUCUAAAGUAGAACGGGGGGCUAAUGACUCUUUCGUCUAAUUUACACUGUAUGGGCUUUAGACAGAUGGCAAUAUUGUCAUUAGCUAGCAAAGUUUGUCAAAAAUAGCUAGCGAUGCUAACGUUAGCUAGCUAAAAUCUGGAGGUCUCCCCUCAAUCUUAGCUAGCUAGCUAGCUAGCUAGCUAAUGUUCUACUGCAUCUAAAGUACAUCUGGCGACAUCAAAAUGAUGACAAAAGGUUUUUCUACUAAUUAUUUGCCUUUUGAAAUGUCAUGAUGUUUUCAUGCCACAGGAAUGCACUUCAGACCAAACUUCAUCAGCGCUCAAUGAGGAAGCGUUGAGUAGAAUGCUCAGGUUGUCAUCAGUCCUAAAACGAAAGUUCAAAACAAUGUGACGCAACGUGCUAUCCAGGAAUACUUGAAAAUACAAUAAAUGGUUUCAAUUCAGCAAACUAAGCUGAAAAACAACACGUCCAGAAAAUCCAAGAUUGCAAGCAAAACAUUUGUCAAAUAAAGUCAGAAUUAUCCAUUCACCUGAUGUAGCCAGCCCUCCUCACGUCUCUCUCCUCUCCCCCCAAUCUCUCUCUCUCUCUCUCUGCCUCAAUCCGCCCCCCAUCUCUCUCCAGGAGAGUGUCAGCCUCCUGCGCUGGGACCCCACAGGUCACCUCCUCCUCUCCACGGGCCGCUCUGAGGUGGUGAAGAUCUGGGGGCGGGCGGGAGGCACCUGGAUCACCCUCCACUCCCUGUUCCACACGGGCACCGUCAACACGGCCGAGUGGUGCCCGCUGCCGGGCAGAGGACCCGAACCACGCCUUAUGAUGGCUGUGUGAGUACCAGGGAAUAAGGAGAGUGUAUAAACAGAAUAAUUAGUAUAUUAUUAUUAGCUAUAUUUGACAGUGACAAUGCACAUUGAUCAACGUUUCUGUAUAUAUGUGUCAAAUUUACCCAGCUCGCAAAUGUAGUCCCUGUGAACCGUAGUCCUUGUAGACAUCCGAUGUUGUUAUAACAGUGUUUUCAGCUCUUACUAACUUAGUCCCUUUAUUUCCUCUCUCUUUUUUAGUGGGAGCCAGAAUGGGCUUCUGAAUGUGUGGACUCUGCCACAGGGGGGCACUAAUGUGUCACUUCCUAAAUUCCUGGGCAGCUCAUCCAGUCAGGAGAACAACAGUGGCAUCAAGGUCAGUACAGUCAGUGUCUUCUGUAGAGCUCAGUGGCAUCAAGGUCAGUACAGUCAGUGUCUUCUGUAGAGCUCAGUGGCAUCAAGGUCAGUACAGUCGGUGUCUUCUGUAGAGCUCAGUGGCAUCAAGGUCAGUACAGUCGGUGUCUUCUGUAGAGCUCAGUGGCAUCAAGGUCAGUACAGUCAGUGUCUUCUGUAGAGCUCAGUGGCAUCAAGGUCAGUACAGUCGGUGUCUUCUGUAGAGCUCAGUGGCAUCAAGGUCAGUACAGUCGGUGUCUUCUGUAGAGCUCAGUGGCAUCAAGGUCAGUACAGUCAGUGUCUUCUGUAGAGCUCAGUGGCAUCAAGGUCAGUACAGUCGGUGUCUUCUGUAGAGCUCAGUGGCAUCAAGGUCAGUACAGUCGGUGUCUUCUGUAGAGCUCAGUGGCAUCAAGGUCAGUACAGUCGGUGUCUUCUGUAGAGCUCAGUGGCAUCAAGGUCAGUACAGUCAGUGUCUUCUGUAGAUCUUAGUUAUGACCGAGAUAAGCGGCUUCGGUUAUGUCUCCUUUCUUCUCCGAUUUCCUCUGACACCUAAAUGGAAACGGGAAGAAGAACGUUGUCAGUUGUCUUUGUGGAGAACAGAAAUGUUUAUCUCCUUCUAAGUCCAGUGACUCUUUUAUUCACCGUGUCUUGAUCUAUGUGGUGUUUGCUUCCCUAGCGUGGCAGUGCCAAGUGUGUGUUCAGACUGAGUGGUCACAUCACAGCAGUGAAGACCCUGUCGUUCUGCCCCAGUGGUCUGGCCCUGGUGUCUGGAGGGAUAGGAGGAAUACUCAACAUCUGGUCUCUACAGGUGAGAGCUGUGGCAUGAUGGACUACACUACCAAUAAUGCACUGUGUAGCAAAUCCGGUGAUCAGUGAUGUGUGUUCUAAUCUUAUCCUGGUUCCCCUCUCCUACAGGAUGGUUCCAUCCUACAGACGGUGGUGACAGGCCUGGGCUCAGUGGUCAGUACCACCUGGAUACCAAACGUAGGGGUGGCCGCCUGCUCUGGGAGGUCAAAGGUUAGUCCAGUAUGCCUUUCAUUGCACUGGGCCUCAGGCUCGAUCUCUUAAAAAUCUGUCCUGUCCUCAUCUCCCCCUUCAUCUCCACUGAUUGGACCAGACUUGACAGGUGCAAACAGAAUGGUGCGAGCUUAUCAUUAGGCUGGCUUUCACCUGGUCACUUCUUUCAGAUCAGUGCAGUUGAAAGAGACGGGGAGGAGAUGAAAGGACAGGUUUUUAGACUGAGAAAGAGACCUAGGGAACAGGGUCUGAUGUCUGACCUCCCCUCCAACAGGAUGCGCUGCUGAUCCGCUGUACGUCAGACUGGAUCUCCCAGAACCACGUGUUGGCAUCCUGCCGCACCGUCCUCAGAACACAGGGCAUUCUGGGUCUGAACCGUGCGCCCUGCAUGGCCGUCUUCCUGGAGAGACUUCCCACACUGCUGCAGGAGCAGUACAGCUACGAGAGGGUUAGUACAGCACAGCUAGUUAGUUAUCUAUUUAGUUAGUAUGGCCCAUGCAUGGCCGUCUUCCUGGAGAGACUUCCCACACUGCUGCAGGAGGCUGGAUAGCUUUACACUCCUACCCUUCCUCUGUAGAGGCUCUCCUAACGGCUUGUGACUUCACCAUGCGCCGCACUGGGAUUUCGGUGGAUUCCAGAGGUUGUAACUUUAUGGAAGCGCCUUUAUGCGGGUUCUACUACAGGGAACGCUUGGUGGGUGUAAUCCAGCCUUCGUUAAUGCUGCUGAACUCAACAGACUGUCACUGUAGGCCCAUUUACAGAGAAAUGGCUCCUCUCUCUUUGCAAGGUUAUUAAGCCCAAAGGAAAAUCGUCUAAUACAGUAGUUUUCCACCUCAUUGGAUCUCGAAGAUUAAUCAGUGUGUCUGUGUGUGUGGUGGCUGUGUGUGUGUGUGUGUGGUGGCUGUGUGUGUGUGUGUGUGGUGGCUGUGUGUGUGUGGUGGCUGUGUGUGUGUGUGGUGGCUGUGUGUGUGUGGGGUGGCUGUGUGUGUGUGUGGUGGCUGUGUGUGUGUGUGUGUGUGUGGUGGCUGUGUGUGUGUGUGGUGGCUGUGUGUGUGUGUGGUGGCUGUGUGUGUGGGGUGGCUGUCUGUGUGGGGUGUCUGUCUGUACAUGUGUGUCUGCGCUUCUCUCUCUCUCUCUAUAGAGUCACGUGACAGCAGGUGAUCAGUUGGUCCACAGUGCCUUCCUCCAGAGUCUGGCCUCUCUGACCGUCGGCCUUUCCCUGGAACAGUACCUAUGUCGGCCCUGCCGACCCCCCCACCACCACCACCACCCUGGCAGCCUCAGCCCCGACCACACACACUCCUGUCCCAUGGAGUGGAGCUGGCUCCAAACCUUCUCCACCACUGUGAAGAGCGCAGAGGCCAUCGCCAGGGGAACAGCGUUCCCAGAAUCCUUCACUGUCCCAGAGUUCCAGCAGGCAGGAGGCACAGAACUCACCCAGCCCCUGGUGAGCAGAAAGCAGAGUCAUACUGUAGCUUCCUCAGACUAGGAUGGUGUCUGAAAUGACACCCUAUCCCCUAUUAUUGUGUACUACGUGGAGGAUAGGGCACCUGGGAGUGUGUAGGGUUCACAUAUUGGAGAAACAGGCUAGCUGCCAGCGAAAGUGUAAAAAUAAAUACAAAAUAAAUAUAUAUAUUAUGAUAUUAUUUUUCAUUUUAUUUGUUCAACUUUCCAUACAUUUUCUGUGAUGUAUGGCAGCUCACACAGUUUGUUGAUGCUCUUCUCUUCUCCUCUCCUCUCCUCUCCUCUCCUCUCCUCUCCUCUCUUCUCCUCUCCUCUCCUCUCCUCUCCUCUCCUCUCCUCUCCUCUCCUCUCCUCUCCUCUCCUCUCCUCUCCUCUCCUCUCCUCUCCUCUUCUCUUCUCUUCUCUUCCGCAGGACAACAGUAAAUGGAGCUUCAUGAUGGAUGAACAGCUCAUGUCCUGGGCCACCACCAGACCUGAGGUAAGAUUUCUGUCUCUAAUACCAUAUCUGCAUCCCAAAUGGCACCUUAUUCCCUAUAUAGUGCACUACUUUUGAUCAGGGCCUAUAUAGGGCUCUGGUCAAAAUAAAUCCACUAUAUAGGGAAAAGGGUGCCAUUUCUGAUGCAGCCCAUAUCCCCUGAGGUAAGAUUUGUCUGUAAAACAUCCAUGAAGUGCUUUGAAAGGCUGUAUUACUGUAUUUGACAGGAUUGGCAGCAGGGAGGGAAGAGUGAGGUGUUUCUGUGGGGCAACGGGCGUCACGGACAGCUGGCAGACGCAGGGACCAACCUGAUGGUGCCUACCAUCACCCCCUCUCUGUCCCAGACACAUCAGGUAGAGUAGAGAGAGACUGUUCAUAACCCACUAAUACACCAGGGUCAUGUUCAUUACAGCACACGUAGUGAGCAUUGGUUAUUCGACUGCUCCAGAUAGUACUUUCCCUUCUUAGACUUCUGACAUUUUGAGCUCAAAGAGUCUCUGUUGUUGACCUGUGAUACUCUACUCUCUUCAGGUUGUGUGUGGGCAGAACUGUACCUUCCUGGUACAGGCCAACGGUACGGUGCUGGCUGUAGGAGAGGGUAGCUAUGGGAGACUGGGCCAGGGCAACUCUGAUGACCUCUAUACCCCCACAGUCAUCUCAGCCUUACAAGGUAACAACUUUAUCUCAGGUUGAUCCCUGACCUUUGACACCUUUGACCACUCUGUCCCCUUGUUGACCCCCCAGGCUACGUGGUGACCCAGCUGGUGACCUCUUGCGGUUCUGACGGCCACUCCCUGGCCCUGACGGAGACGGGGGAGGUGUUCAGCUGGGGUGACGGGGACUAUGGGAAGCUGGGACAUGGGAACAGUGAAAGACAGAGACGGCCCAAACAGGUGGAGGCUCUGCAGGGAGAGGAGGUGGUGCAGGUAGGACUGGAGAUGGAGCUCACCUGACAGGUCACACCUAACAUUACUGGGAAGUGAUUAUGAGUUGGCGCUAAUCUGACAACAACAAGUUAGUAAGACCGCUCAAACAGAUCUGGGACCAGCCUACUCAUCUGACAGGUCACACCUAACAUUACUGGGAAGUUAAAUUAAGUUAUAUGAAUCCCUCUUACUGUAGAUUGCAUACCCUUCAUUGUAUUUACAUGAAAUGCUUCAUUCUAAGUGGUAGGCUAGCAUGGAUAUUGGAACAGAGCCAUUGACUGACUUAUGUCUUGGUUUCAUUUAUCCUGAAUAGUUUCUCUGUCUCUGUCAUUCAUCUCUCCUUUCCUUCACACAACAGUUGGCGUGUGGGUUCAAACACUCAGCGGUGAUUACAGCAGACGGGAAGCUGUUCACCUUCGGUAGUGGAGACUCUGGUCGUCUGGGUCAAAGAUCAACGUCCAACAAGAUGCUGCCAGAGAGAGUCACAGCGCUGGAGGGAUAUCACAUUGGACAGGUAACAUCCAUCAUAUCAGACAGGUAACAUCCAUCAUAUCAGACAGGUAAGAUCCAUCAUAUCAGACAGGUAAGAUCCAUCAUAUCAGACAGGUAAGAUCCAUCAUAUCAGACAGGUAAGAUCCAUCAUAUCAGACAGGUAACAUCCAUCAUAUCAGACAGGUAACAUCCAUCAUAUCAGACAGGUAAGAUCCAUCAUAUCGGACUGGUAAAAUCCAUCAUAUCGGACUGGUAAGAUCCAUCAUAUCGGACUGGUAAGAUCCAUCAUAUCGGACUGGUAAGAUCCAUCAUAUCGGACUGGUAAGAUCCAUCAUAUCGGACAGGUAAGAUCCAUCAUAUCGGACAGGUAAGAUCCAUCAUAUCGGACAGGUAAGAUCCAUCAUAUCGGACAGGUAAGAUCCAUCAUAUCGGACAGGUAAGAUCCAUCAUAUCGGACAGGUAAGAUCCAUCAUAUCGGACAGGUAAGAUCCAUCAUAUCAGACAGGUAAGAUCCAUCAUAUCAGAGAGAUAAGAUCCAUCAUAUCAGACAGGUAAGAUCCAUCAUAUCAGAGAGAUAAGAUCCAUCAUAUCAGACAGGGAAGAUCCAUCAUAUCAGAGAGGUAAGAUCCAUCAUAUCAGACAGGUAACUUCCAUCAUAUCGGACAGGUAACUUCCAAUCAUAUCGGACAGGUAAGAUCCAGGUAAGAUCCAUCAUAUCGGACAGGUAACAUCCAGGUAAGAUCCAUCAUAUCGGACAGGUAACUUCCUUCAUAUCGGACAGGUAAAGAGCUGAUGAUAACAUGUUUGAUUGUCUGUCCUGUAAUCUGUGAUGGCCUAAGAAACAAAAGGGUUUAAAACAGGGGUCUCAAACUCAGGGCCUGGCGUAUACAUGCUGUUUAAGUCUUGCUGGUGACAUCCAAUUUCCCCCUCAUAGGAUGAAUAACCUUUAUUGAAUUCAAUCAGGCCCAUGCUCUGCUUUCUUUUGGCCCCCCAGACUAAUAUCUGAUUCCUAUUGCCAGUGGAUCUCUGAAAGCUUUGAUCAAUGGUUACCUAUAUGUUGACGAUGUCUUCCUCCCAUUGUAACAAGGUGUCCUGUGGUAUCAGCCACACCCUGGUGCUGUCGUCCGAUGGGAUGAGUGUCUGGGCCUUUGGUGACGGGGACUAUGGGAAGCUGGGGACGGGUCCCUGCACUGUCAAGUCUUAUCCUCAGGUAAGCUAACAGUGCUUCUCUCACGUUUCAACAACAUAACCUUAUUAUACGUUAUACUGUGUAGUAUUGUGGGAGUUAAUAUUCAUACUCAUCAUUUUUGACUUUGCAGAAAGUGGAGCAACUGUGCAACAAGGGAAUCAAGAAGGUUGGCUGUGGGACCCAGUUUUCUGUUGUUCUGGCCAAAGAUGGGCGUGUUUACACCUUUGGACAAGGUAAUUCAUGUAGUUUAUCAUUGGAAGCUACACAGCAGACUAGACUACAGUAGUAGGCAGACUAUUUUUUUAUUGUUAUCGACCACCAGCUUUGCUUUUUGUGGUGCUGUUGGUUCUACAGCAGCUAUAUAAUAACAGGUAUCAGUUUCCCCACCUAUUGUAAUACAUCCAUAUUAAAGUGCUCUCAAAUACAUUGAUUUUGUGGUGCUUGAGCUAGAAAUACAUUUGACAGUAUUUCCCAACCUAAUGUAAAAAUGUUAAGACCUAUUUCCUUCCUUCCUUCCUUCCUUCCUUCCUUCCUUCCUUCCUUCCUUCCUUCCUUCCUUCCUUCCUUCCUUCCUUCCUUCCUUCCUUCCUUCCUUCCUUCCUUCCUUCCUUCCUUCCUUCCUCUCCCCUCAGAGCGGUUGAUCGGCCUGCCAGACUCUCUGUUGAAGAACCACAACCGUCCCCAGGUGGUGCCAGCCCUGGAAGGGGUGUUUGUAGAGGACAUAGCUUUGGGCUGUGAGCACGUCCUGGUCCUGUCGUCUACUGGAGAUGUCUAUGCCUGGGGCUGCAACUGUGAGGGACAGGUAGUAACACAGCUUCUCUACUUAUACCACAGUAUUAGAUGACUUCUCCAUUCAUCUUUCCUCAAUUCCUUGCGUCGUCUCUCCUCGCCUCCUUCCCAAAACUCAUUUGAGAAGAAGGUCUGAGAGGAUGGAGCUUGGACCGUUUCCUCCUAUUGCGGUUGAGGAGGAGGUGAGGAGAUGAGAUGUGAGGAAUCGCGGAAAGACUGAGAUGGAGCCAUACAGUAGUGCUGCUGUAUAGGAUUCACCUCUCAUUCAGAAUGUGACUUUCCACUAAAGUCAGUCUUUGUUGCGUGUUGACCUGUGUUUCAGCUUGGCCUGGGUCAUUCCAGCCCAGUGAAGGAGCCCACCCUGGUGACAGCCCUACAGGGGAAGAACAUCAGACAGAUCUCUGUUGGUCGCUGCCACAGCUCAGCCUGGACCACGCCCUCACCCUCCGCCAAAGCCUCAGGUACACACACACUGAUGGCAUGCCUCAGCUCUAUGUGCUUGGAGACCAGUAUCUCGGCAGAUGUUAUCCACAAUGUCUCCUGGGGUUGGACAUUCAGUAGUCCACAUUCCAGGACUGUUACCCGUCUGUCCUCUUCUUCAUCUUCCAUUAACAGUGUCUCUCUUCUCCAGGUGCCUCAGCCAACCUCCAGCUGGGUCUGCCCCAGUCUGUCCCCCCCCAGUAUAACGCUCUGAAAGACUGCAGCCCUGACGUCCUCAACACCCGCCUCCGGGUGCUCCACCACUUCUCUGACCUCAUGUACAAGUCCUGGAGGCUGCUCAACCUCCACCCCAGGAACCAGGUAAUGAACAAGCUGCUCUCAACCUCACAUUAUCUCUGAUGGAUGUCAGGGGGAAUGAGUCACACAGUCUUACCUUACGUCUCAUGUCUUACCCGUUACCCGGUCUGUCUGUCACGCAUGGACACACACACACAGCUGUUUCUAUGUUUACUGUGUCUUAUCUAGAUUUAGAUGUCUUCUGUGAAGUAUAUUAAGACCUUGUGAUGAUGCACAUUAAAAACAGUUUAACCUGACUUGAUGUUUCUCUCUCUCCUCUCUCCCUGUCUCCAGGUGUCUGCAUCUCGCUACAGCUCAGGGACAGCAGCCAUCGUCCAGGGCCAGCUGAGAGGCCUCCUGUCGCCCAAAGUCAACACUCUACCACUAGUCAGAUCAAUAGGGAGGACCAUGACCCAAGGCAAGACCUACGGACCCCAGAUCACCGUCAAGAGGAUCUCCACCAGGUAAUGAAGCCUUUAAGGAUUACAGACACAUCCAUUGUUUCUGAGCAGGUGCUGGAUAUCACAAAAUGUUCAAUAAAAGGUGAAAAGAGAAUCUCUACUGCAUUCUACACUGAGUAUACAAAACAUUAGGAACACCUGCUCUUUCCAUGACAUAGACUGACCAGGUGAAUGCAGGUGAAAUCUGUGAUCCCUUAUUGAUGUCACUUGUUAAAUCCACUUCAAUCAGUGUAGAUGAAGGGGAGGAGACAGGUUAAAGAAGGAUUUUUAAGCCUUGAGACAAUUGAGACAUGGAUUGUGUAUGUGUGCCAUUCAGAGGGGGAAUGGGCAAGACAAAACAUGUAAGUGCCUUUGAAUGGGGUAUGGUAGUAGGUUUGUGUCAAGAACUGCAACGCUGCUGGAUCUUUCACGCUCAACAGUUUCCCGUGUGUAUCAAGAUGGGCCAGCAUUCCUGUGGAACGAUUUCAACACCUUGUGGAGUCCAUGCCCCGACAAAUUGAGGCAGUAAAUUAGGGCAAAAUGGGGUAUUUUUAUAGGUAAUGCCACACUAGAAAAACGAGACAUUUCAUUUAGAAGAAGAAGAAGAACUUUAUUGUCCAUUUCUUUGUGGAGAACGAGAAUUUGUAUUUUAACCUUUCAACCCGACCCCCCAAUGGCACACUCACACCCAUGCACCCUGCGGGGUUGGAAGAACAAGCAGUUAGCAGUGCAGCACUCCUGGAGCAGUUAGAAGCUUCUGCCCUUCAUGAUGAGAAAAUAACAAAAAUCUGCAUUACGCAGUGGAUGUUGAUCCCCUGGUGUUCCAUACUGAAGUUACACAGUGGAUCCUGAUCCCCUGGUGUUCCAUACUGAAGUUACACAGUGGAUCCUGAUCCCCUGGGGUUCCAUACUGAAGUUACACAGUGGAUCCUGAUCCCCUAGUGUUCCAUACUGAAGUUACACAGUGGAUCCUGAUCCCCUGGGGUUCCAUACUGAAGUUACACAGUGGAUCCUGAUCCCCUGGUGUUCCAUACUGAAGUUACACAGUGGAUCCUGAUCCCCUGGGGUUCCAUACUGAAGUUACACAGUGGAUCCUGAUCCCCUGGGGUUCCAUACUGAAGUUACACAGUGGAUCCUGAUCCCCUGGGGUUCCAUACUGAAGUUACACAGUGGAUCCUGAUCCCCUGGGGUUCCAUACUGAAGUUACACAGUGGAUCCUGAUCCCCUGGGGUUCCAUACUGAAGGUACACAGUGGAUCCUGAUCCCCUGGGGUUCCAUACUGAAGUUACACAGUGGAUCCUGAUCCCCUGGGGUUCCAUACUGAAGUUACACAGUGGAUCCUGAUCCCCUGGGGUUCCAUACUGAAGGUACACAGUGGAUCCUGAUCCCCUGGGGUUCCAUACUGAAGUUACACAGUGGAUCCUGAUCCCCUGGUGUUCCAUACUGAAGUUACACAGUGGAUCCUGAUCCCCUGGGGUUCCAUACUGAAGUUUCACAGUGGAUGUUGAUCCCCUGGUGUUCCAUACUGAAGUUACACAGUGGAUCCUGAUCCCCUGGGGUUCCAUACUGAAGUUACACAGUGGAUCCUGAUCCCUUGCGGUUCCAUACUGAAGUUACACAGUGGAUGCUGAUCCCCUUAACAUGUUAAUUGUAACAUGUUAGUUGAAGAUGAUUGACAUACAUUGCCCUUGGGGUAGCCUCCCAUGCAUUGCCCUACAAGGCUGCAUUUUAGUUGCCGAUGAUGAUUGAUUUUAGUAGUUCUCAAUGAUUAACAGUAAAAAUGCCCAUUGUCCCCCGCACCACAGGGGGCGCUCCAGCAAGCCCAUCUUUGUGCAGAUCGCCAAGCAGGUGGUCUCACUGAAUCCCCUGGAGCUGAGGCUGCCCUCCAGGGCCUGGAAGGUCAAGCUGGUUGGGGAGGGGGCUGACGACGCAGGGGGAGUAUUUGAUGACACCAUCACAGAGAUGUGUCAGGUAGGCCCUGAUUCAAGGUCAGCUUAUUUUGUACGAAGAUGCCAAUUCCAUUUCUACUCAGUAAAUUCAGAAACUUAACUGAAAUUCUAAUGUAAUUUAUUAAUGACCUUUCAUUGAGGUAUAUUGGAAUUUCAGUUCACUUUCUGAAUUCACUGAAUUGAAAUAAAAUGGAUCUCAACCCUGCUCACUGUACGUACGUGUUUGAUGUGAAAAGAUUAAUAUGGAUGUCUUGCUGCGACAUGCUCCCUUCUCAGGAGUUGCAGUCUGGUGUGGUUGAUCUGCUCAUCCACACCCCCAACAGCUCCACUGACGUGGGAAGUAACACCGACAGGUACAUCAUGAAUCACUCCUGAGACGCUCUCUGCUAUCCACAUGGUCUCAUGUUCUUUGUCUUGAUAUUCGUUUUUCAUGGUAAAGCCAUCGAUCUUACCGGCUGUGAGUUCCUUUAAAUCAAAGCUCUGCCUCCUACCAUGUGCAUAGUGAAGCAAUUGGCCUGGGACCAGUUGCAUUAAACAUCUUAAAGUUAAUUCCCACCUUAUCUUUUUCCUUAACGUUUCUGUAACUUUAAGUCAGUUGCACAAAACAUUAAGUUGAAUUUUCCCCUUUAAAGUCAAAAAGUUAAGGGUGCCUUAAGUGCUUCAUUCAGUAUGGAUAUCAAUGUAAACGGCAUUAAAUCUUGUCACGUUUUGUGGAGGUGAAUGUUGCUUUCCUCUGCCCUGGUUGCAAAAGGAAAACAUCCACCAGCUAGCUAGGUAUAUACAGUAUCUAGCUAGCUACUUAGCUAAACAAUGGAAGGUGCACAAUCCAUGGCUACAAGGCUAGCUGGCUAGCUAGCUACCUACUCUGUAAGUUAGCUGGACGUGCUAGAAAGGAAUAGAAACAAGUUGAGAAAAAAAGGUACCUAAAAGAAACGUGUUUUAUUAUCUUCUGAAUCAAUUUGUUUUUCAUGUCUUGAAUAUAGAAGUUGUAUUUUGCGAUCUCCCUAAUUUAAUGCAAUCACUUUGACGAGGGGUUCAGUCAGUGGAGGUUGUCUCCAUGGUAACCAGAGACUCUUUCUGCUGUGUAUAUGCCUUCAAACUAUUGUAAAACCCUUAAGUAUGCCCUUACCUAAGGAAAUGUUUGAGGGGCUCUAUGCAACACCCUUACAUUUUUUUUCCCUCGGGUAAGGGAAAAUGAUUCCUUAAAGGAAACACUUAAGAUGUUUUAUGCAACCAGGCCCUGUCCCUGAGAAGGUUUCUGCUUUUAAUGACGUCCUUUCAACCGGUUUUGCCCACUGGGGUCUUGUGUCUCCUGGGGUUUUAUUGGAUUAUGUGGCGUAAUGACGUCAUUUCAGGCACCUUUGCCUGCUGGGAAAGCUCCUACUAUGUGUGAAGUGAACCAAUAGGCCUUUCCUGUCUUGUUUGUCUCCUGGAGUUUUGGUUGAACAAUCUGAUUCUAAUUCCCCCUGUCAGGUUCCUGCUAAACCCAGCAGCUGUCUCCGAAGACCACAUGGUCCAGUUCCGUUUCCUAGGCAUCCUGAUGGCGGUGGCCGUCCGCACCAAGAAGCCCCUGGACCUGCAACUGGCCCCCUGGGUGUGGAAGCAGCUGUGUUGUAUCCCCCUGGGGGGGCCGGACCUGGAGGAGGUGGACCUGCUUACUUACCGCGCCCUGCACGGAAUCCUGCACCUGGACAACAGCGGCAUCACAGAGGACAACUUCCACGUGGUGAGGGAUGACGUGAUACAUACUGGGUCGUUUCCCAGACAGAGAUUAAGCCUAACUAGUUCUGGACUAAAAAGCUAUUCAUUUGCACUGGGUAUUCUCUAUUGAACAUGCUUUUUAGUCCAUGACUAUUGGCUUAAUCUGUAUCCGGGAAACCGGUUUAUAGAGAUGUAGCUAGAUACCGCUCUUUGCUUGCUUUAGCCAGUGGCAUGUUCAAACUGGCUUGCAUCUCCAUGUUUGUGCUGCAGCCAUGUACCGUGCAGGGAUGUCAUCUUUCCGGACUAUUUAGCCAUUUCUCUUUUUAAGUUUAUUUUCAUACGCCAUUAAAAUGGAUCACGUCUCUUGACUGUGUCCUGAGAGUUAUGUGUAACCCUCAUGUCCUUUCUCUCUGUCUCCAGAUGAUUCCUCUGGACUCGUUCAUGGCCCACAGUGCAGAUGGCAAGCUGGUGCCAGUGGUCCCUGGGGGGGACAACAUCUCUCUCACCUUCUCCAACAAGAGUGACUACGUAGAGAGGGCUCUGGACUACCGGCUGCACGAGAUGGACAGACAGGUAUCUCUUGUUGUUGUUGUACGCUGCUGUAUCGUCAUUGUGCUGUGUCUGUACCCGGCUGUUGUGAUGGUCACCUGUUGUGACUGUUUUUUUUGCGGGGGCUGUUGUUGUUUACCUGUAGAUAGCAGCGGUGCGAGAGGGCAUGUCCUCCAUCAUCCCGGUGCCUCUCCUCUCCCUCCUCACGGCACGGCAGCUAGAACAGCUGGUCUGCGGUCUGCCCGAGGUCUCCGUGGAGAUGCUCAAGAAAGUAGUCCGAUACCGCGACAUCACAGACAGCCACCAGCUGAUUGGCUGGCUGUGGCAGAGCCUGGAGGAGUUUGCCAAUGAGGAGCGGGUUCUCUUCCUGCGCUUCGUGUCCGGCAGGUCCAGACUGCCCUCCAACCCCGCUGACAUCACUCAGAAGUUCCAGAUCAUCAAGGUUGACAGAGUAAGUGCUUUGAGUGACAUUCAUCCCUAGCCUGGUCCCAGAUCUGUUGGUGCCGUCUUGCCAAUGACCAUAGGAGUUAGCAAGAUGACACAAACAGAUCUGGGACCAGGCUAAUUAAUCAGGCUAGUUGUAUUGUAUAUACAAUAUACAAUAUUUGGGUCAUCUGUGUACUCCACUCUGAGCCCUUUUUUCACUACUUAAUAAAAUGUGAAAACAACCCUCCUUCCCUCUUAUCCCCAGCCUGUGAACGGACUCCCCACAGCCCAGACGUGUUUCUUCCAGCUGCGUCUGCCUCCCUACACCAGCCAGGCCAUCCUGGCCGAGAGGCUGCGCUACUCCAUCCACAACUGUCCCUCCAUCGACAUGGACAACUACAUGCUGUCCCGAAACACCGACCCGGCCGACGGAUCCGACACAGAGUAUUGA
Molecule: messenger RNA, 70084 nt
Organism: Coregonus sp. 'balchen'
Lineage: Eukaryota; Metazoa; Chordata; Actinopteri; Salmoniformes; Salmonidae
Source: the annotation of a GenBank genome assembly